AUGAAACGACAGGCCAUCGACAUCCCCGGGGGUGAGUACAGUGUGUUACACACACAAUUCACACACACACACAACCAACUCUCACACGGUCUCUUUUCUCUCUCAUUGCAGAGUGCAAGACAGCCGUUCAUAACGAAUGUGAAGCCAAGGUAGGUCUUGAGCCAUCUUUAAAAAAAGAAAAUUGCUUGUCUAGAGUAAAUCUGUUUUGUGUGGUCUACAAGGUUCACCAUAGAAACCUCUAAAAUGUUAACAUUGUGAAGGGAAUUCCAGCCUGGUCCUAGAUCUGUUUGUGCUGUCUCGCCAUCUACUAUGGUUAUUAUCACCAUAGAAAUUGGCAAGAACUAGACAAACCUAUGACUAGGCUAACAGUGGUCUAGAUGUAUCUAUAAGAGGGAAGCUGUUAAAAAAUACUGGCUAUGUUUUUGAAGGAUGCCAAGAAAUGUUAUUACCUCUUGGCACUGACUACUGUACUACAUGCCAAGUGGCCCAAAAUGACAUCGGAUUAUGGGCUAUGUUGUGCCAACAAUUCCUCCCGACACAUUUAUUGAGGAUUGAAUCGUCUGAGGUGUGUGUAGCUCAGUUGGUAGAGCAUGGCGCUUGCAACGCCAGGGUUGUGGGUUCGAUUCCCACGGGGGGCCAGUAUGAAAAAUGUACGCACUCACUAACUGUAAGUCGCUCUGGCUAAGAGCGUCUGCUAAAUGACUAAAAAUGUAAAUGUGUGUGUACUUUAUGUGCUGCUUAUGUGUAAAGCUUGGUACACAGACUUCGUACACACACACUUACACACACAGCAGUCAGAACUAAAACAUCAGAGAGGGGCAGUGGUGAGUUGUGGACUGACUGGGUAGGCAGACAGUCAACACAAGCGUUCAGGUUCACUGGGCAACAGUCAGGGGUUAGAUAGGACAAGAAAGCACAGGAAGGACAAAUUACUGCUGGCUUCCGCUCUUUAAUGAGACAACUUUAUAGCCUGUGUCUCUUUGGGCUUAGUAGUAGCUCACUAGGGGGCUGGUUGGGAUUACCAGGUAGUCCAAUGCCAGAAAGGAUGCUAUGAUUUCUAACCACAUGGGAUUUUAAAGUUACACUCCGCAUGAUGCCAUUAUCACACAUACCCGGGCGACUUCCUGUUUACAGAAAUCAUCAACAGGAUUGUAUUCAUUUGGCAAAUGGGAAAAAAUUUACUAAAACAGGGAGUACUACCGGAACUUGUCCAACAAGAAACAGAGUUUUCCGUUGCAAAAGUGCCCUGAAUACAAUUGAGAAUUCAGAUCGGCCAAGACUGCCUCUAUUGGCUUUUUACAGUGUAGGCAAGCCUCAAGCUGGGAGGAGGAGUGCAAAGUGGGAUGAGCAUUAGUGUACGCAGGAUGUUGCCCUGCUUUGUAUGAUGAUGUAAUAUUGUGGAGUCUACCUUUAACCACUAACUCUAACCAUAACCCUAAAUGAAGAACAAAUAUAUUUGACAUGUUUUGUUCAUUCUGGAAUGGUCAUUAAGCAAGUCCAACAUGGCUUGGUAUGACAUUGAGAGACGAGAAGCACACUAAGCAGCAAGAUGACCAUGCUAGAGAGAACAGUUGUGUGUGUGUGUGUGUGUCCCUCAUUGUCUUAUCCCCUGUCCCCUGUGUCCCAAGCUUAUGCCACGUUGUUGUGAAAAUGCCUCUACUCUACUAAAGCAUCAAAUCCCAUUCUGUUGUCUUGCAACCUUGUAUUUGACAUGCUACCACAUACCACCACAUUUCAGUCUCUCUGUCACACACGCACACAGACGGAGACAGACACACACACACACUCAAACAUAAUGGUGUGCCCCUCCACACACACACACACUCAAAACAUAAUGGUGUGUGACUCCGCACCAGCUGUUGUGUCUAGCUCACCAUGCAGUAAAAGAGGAUUAUAUAUUUUGGUACUCCUCCUCUGUGGUAUUAUAGUUAUGGUACCAUGACCAAAAACAACAGAGAGUUACGUGACACGGAGCAGAGUGCGCAUCACAGUGAGUAAUGAUCAAUAUAAAAAGGAUACUAGGAAAUAAUGGGCGUUUUCGGGAUGCCGGUGAGGGAGCGAUUGAAGGCGGGCGCAAAUAAGUGUAUGGCAGCUGGAGACAGAGGGUGAGAGAGAAUGAUUAGACAGCUCCCAUCUGGGAGUAUACAUAAAUACAUGAGGGACACGAGACAAGGUUACAAAUGUUAUUUAAAAGCUUCACAGCAUGCUAUCUCUCUGCUCUUCUCUCUUUCACUCUCCCUCCUCUCGCUCUCCUCUCUCACCAUUGCUCUCUGUGCCUGUCAAUAUGUUUUCCAUUAUUAACUCUCUCAAUUCAAUAAAUGCUUUAUUGGCAUGAAUGGGUGAUUGCCACUGUUGCCAAAGAGAUGUAUGUGAAGUAUUGCAUAAAUUAACAAUAUGUUUGAGCAACAAAAAUUAUCUAUAUCAACACCAGUGGAAGCAAACUGCCCGAUAACAUCAAAGAUCCACCACCAUAUUUUACAGUAGGUAUGGGGUUAUGCGUGGCCAAAGAGCUCUAUUUUCAUGUCUAUUUUUGACAUUUUCAAUUCUCCCUGACUGUCUAUUUUUUAUUUUGGUGCUUGUUCUCAAAGAUGAUCUUAUUUAAAAAAUAUAUUGUGCCAUUAUCUUUUAUACAUACUUUAAAUCUGGUUUUAGUCGUUUAAGUUUGCACUGAAAACGUUUUACCAUCACAAAGAUUAUAAAAAAUAUAUAAAUAUAUAAUAAUGUUGUGGCGGCCACGAUUUAGCAGCUAAAUGCAUAUAGGGAAACACUGACAGUCUUUUUUGCUCAUCUUUAUCAAGGGAUCCAAUAAUUCCAGACCCCACUGUAGAUAUUAAACAGUGCUGGGCUCAGAUUGCUGCCCCUGGUGACCCCCUCACCCCUGGUUUAAAGUUAUUUUUUUUUUAACAUAACAUUUAUUUUCAAUGUUCAUUGAUUUAAUAACGUCACAGGUUCUUCCUCCAACUCCACUUUGGAUGAGCUUGAGGAAGAGUCCUUUAUGCUGGAUGGAAUCGAAUGCUUUUUUGAAGUCAAUAAAGCAGGCAAAUAUUUAACCCUUGGUAGACUGAUAAACAUGUUUUUUAAUAAGGGUGUGGAGGGUGUAGAUGUGGUCAGAUGUUCUUUGUUUCGGUAAGAAGCCAAUUUAACAUGCACUUAAAACACUUUUCGUUGAGGAAGGUUUGUAUUCCCAAAUGUAUUAUGUUGCAGAAAACCUUCCCUAGAUUACUGGUCACGCAGAAACUGCGAUAAUUAUUAGGGUGGAAUUUGUCUCCACUUUUCAGUAUGGGUGUUAUGGCUUUAUUCCAUAUUUCUGGAAAGUAUCCUACAGUGAGGGGAAAAAGUAUUUGAUCCCCUGCUGAUUUUGUACGUUUGCCAACUGACAAAGAAAUGAUCAGUCUAUAAUUUUAGUGGUAGGUUUAUUUGAACAGUGAGAGACAGAAUAACAACAAAAAAAAUCCUGAAAAACGCAUGACAAAAAUGUUAUAAAUUGAUUUGCAUUUUAAUGAGGGAAAUAAGUAUUUGACCCCCUCUCAAUCAGAAAGAUUUCUGGCUCCCAGGUGUCUUUUAUACAGGUAACGAGCUGAGAUUUGGAGCACACUCUUAAAGGGAGUGCUCCUAAUCUCAGUUUGUUACCUGUAUAAAAGACACCUGUCCACAGAAGCAAUCAAUCAGAUUCCAAACUCUCCACCAUGGCCAAGACCAAAGAGCUCUCCAAUGAUGUCAAGGACAAGAUUGUAAACCUACACAAGGCUGGAAUGGGCUACAAGACCAUCGCCAAGCAGCUUGGUGAGAAGGUGACAACAGUUGGUGUGAUUAUUCGCAAAUGGAAGAAACACAAAAUAACUGUCAAUCUCCCUUGGCCUGGGGCUCCAUGCAAGAUCUUACCUCGUGGAGUUGCAAUGAUCAUGAGAACGGUGAGGAAUCAGCCCAGAACUACACGGGAGGAUCUUGUCAAUGAUCUCAAGGCAGUUGGGACCAUAGUCACCAAGAAAACAAUUGGUAACACACUACACCGUGAAGGACUGAAAUCCUGCAGCGCCCGCAAGGUCCCCCAGCUCAAGAAAGCACAUAUACAGCGCCGUCUUAAGUUUGCCAAUGAACAUCUGAAUGAUUCAGAGGUGAACUGGGUGAAAGUGUUGUGGUCAGAUGAGACCAAAAUCGAGCUCUUUGGCAUCAACUCAACUCGCCGUGUUUGGAGGAGGAGGAAUGCUGCCUAUGACCCCAAGAACACCAUCCCCACCGUCAAACAUGGAGGUGGAAACAUUAUGCUUUGGGGGUGUUUUUCUGCUAAGGGGACAGGACAACUUCACCGCAUCAAAGGGACGAUGGACGGGGCCAUGUACCAUCAAAUCUUGGGUGAGAACCUCCUUCCCUCAGCCAGGGCAUUGAAAAUGGGUCGUGGAUGGGUAUUCCAGCAUGACAAUGACCCAAAACACACGGCCAAGGCAACAAAGGAGUGGCUCAAGAAGAAGCACAUUAAGGUCCUGGAGUGGCCUAGCCAGUCUCCAGACCUUAAUCCCAUAGAAAAUCUGUGGAGGGAGCUGAAGGUUCGAGUUGCCAAACGUCAGCCUCGAAACCUUAAUGACUUGGAGAAGAUCUGCAAAGAGGAGUGGGACAAAAUCCCUCCUGAGAUGUGUGCAAACCUGGUGGCCAACUACAAGAAACGUCUGACCUCUGUGAUUGCCAACAAGGGUUUUGCCACCAAGUACUAAGUCAUGUUUUGCAGAGGGGUCAAAUACUUAUUUCCCUCAUUAAAAUGCAAAUGAAUUUAUAAAAUUUUUGACAUGCGUUUUUCUGGAUUAUUUUGUUGUUAUUCUGUCUCUCACUGUUUACAUAAAUCUACCAUUAAAAUUAUAGACUGACCAUUUCUUUGUCAGUGGGCAAACGUACAAAAUCAGCAGGGGAUCAAAUACUUUUUUCACUAGGUUGAAGAGCUUGAGUCUGGCUUCCUGCAGCUUAGUGCUGCUUUUCUUCAACAUCUUAUUGCAGAUAGUGUCUGGCCCACAGGCUUUACCGCACUUGAGGGCUUUGAUUUUCUCUUUCAGCUCUGUUAUUGUGAUGGGUAUAUCUAAUGGGUUUUGUUGGUCUUUAAUUGUUUCUACGUUGUUUAAUUGAUCAACUAAUUUGGUCUGAGUCUCGUUAAAGUUCGGACAUUCUGGAUUUUCAUAUCGUUUUCAAAGUAGUUUUUCCAGAUGUUGCCAUUUCGAAUGGGGAUGUUUUUCUUAUGUGAGGCAUUAAGCUCUCCCUAAAGUUCUCUCUCUCUCUCUCUCUCUCUCUCUCUCUCUCUCUCUCUCUCUCUCUCUCUCUCUCUCUCUCUCUCUCUCUCUCUCUCAUCUCUCUCUCUCUCUCUCUCUCCUCUCUCUCUCUCUCUCUCUCUCUCUCUCAUCAACUCUGCCUCUUCAUCUCCCUCUCCCUCCCUCUAUCAGUGUCUCAUCCCAGGGCAGUGAAGAGGGCGUCAGAAACCAGAGCCCUUUGACUCUGGAGUGGUGCCCAGGGUGUGUCUGUGUGUGUGUCUGUGUGUGUGUGCACUGGCACAGCUGCACUGUGUGUGUGUGCGUGCGAAAGAGGGAGGUAGAACAGUACUGUGUCGCGUGUGUUGCAGUCAGAGAGAGGAAUAGAGAGAAAGCGGGACUGUAUCACUAGCUCUCUACAGAGAGGCUUGUCGGUGACAGAGGUUGAAGAGAAAGAGCAAGGGGGAACUGAAGCAGCUUGAUGAAAGGUAAAACUCGCUCAGUGGUUCAUUCAUGAUAUUGGGUAGUCUGGAGUUUAUAGUGGGCACUGAAGGGAAAUAUUAUACUCUGAGUCUUCCCCUCUUGUGCACUGCUUUGUGUUCUGUGUUUGUUUUUGAUCGAGCAAUAGAUUGAUAUUGAACCCUUAUCUAUUUGAUAUGAAGGCUGGCAGACAUGACUAGAAGAGAGUAUGGACUAUUGAGAAUAUUGAGUAUAUAGAUUGAGUAUUACUGUACAUCACACAGCAAAACUGGGAAUGGGAGAAAGACCUAGAGAAGCGUACCUCGGGUGUGUGUGUGUGUGUGUGUGUGUGUGUGUGUGUGUGUGUGUGUGUGUGUGUGUGUGGAAGGUUCUGUUUGAGAGGACACAGAAGAAACAGAAUGGUCGGGAAACGGUCAGCUGUCCUAACAACAUCUGUGAAUCAACCGCUUCUGGUCGUGUAAGCUAGAAAUGAUCAUGAUGUACAGUGGGGAAAAAAAGUAUUUAGUCAGCCACCAAUUGUGCAAGUUCUCCCACUUAAAAAGAUGAGAGAGGCCUGUAAUUUUCAUCAUAGGUACACAUCAACUAUGACAGACAAAAUGAGAAAAAAAAAUCCAGAAAAUCACAUUGUAGGAUUUUUAAUGAACAUAUUUGCAAAUUAUGGUGGAAAAUAAGUAUUUGGUCAAUAACAAAAGUUUCUCAAUACUUUGUUAUGUACCCUUUGUUGGCAAUGACACAGGUCAAACGUUUUCUGUAAGUCUUCACAAGGUUUUCACCCACUGUUGCUGGUAUUUUGGCCCAUUCCUCCAUGCAGAUCUCCUCUAGAGCAGUGAUGUUUUGGGGCUGUCGCUGGGCAACACAGACUUUCAACUCCCUCCAAAGAUUUUCUAUGGGGUUGAGAUCAGGAGACUGGCUAGGCCACUCCAGGACCUUGAAAUGAUUCUUACGAAGCCACUCCUUCAUUGCCCGGGCGGUGUGUUUGGGAUCAUUGUCAUGCUGAAAGACCCAGCCACGUUUCAUCUUCAAUGCCCUUGCUGAUGGAAGGAGGUUUUCACUCAAAAUCUCACGAUACAUGGCCCCAUUCAUUCGUUCCUUUACACGGAUCAGUCGUCCUGGUCCCUUUGCAGUAAAACAGCCCCAAAGCAUGAUGUUUCCACCCCCAUACUUCACAGUAGGUAUGGUGUUAUUUGGAUGCAACUCAGCAUUCUUUGUCCUCCAAACACGACGAGUUGAGUUUUUACCAAAAAGUUAUAUUUUGGUUUCAUCUGACCAUAUGACAUUCUCCCAAUCCUCUUCUGGAUCAUCCAAAUGCACUCUAGCAAACUUCAGACAGGCCUGGACAUGUACUGGCUUAAGCAGGCGGACACGUCUUGCACUGCAGGAUUUGAGUCCCUGGCGGCGUAGUGUGUUACUGAUGGUAGGCUUUGUUACUUUGGUCCCAGCUCUCUGCAGGUCAUUCACUAGGUCCCCCCGUGUGGUUCUGGGAUUUUUGCUCACCGUUCUUGUGAUCAUUUUGACCCUACGGGGUGAGAUCUUGCGUGGAGCCCCAGAUCGAGGGAGAUUAUCAGUGGUCUUGUAUGUCUUCCAUUUCCUAAUAAUUGCUCCCACAAUUGAUUUCUUCAAACCAAGCUGCUUACCUAUUGCAGAUUCAGUCUUCCCAGCCUGGUGCAGGUCUACAAUUUUGUUUCUGGUGUCCUUGUCAGCUCUUGUCUGCAUAGUGGAGUUGGAGUGUGACGUUUGAGGUGUGAGGUGUCUUUUGUUUAACAAGUUAAACAGAUGCAUUAAUAAGGUACGAGUGAGGACAGAGGAGCCUCUUAAAGAAGAGUAAGGUCUGUGAGAGCAGAAUCUUGCUGUUUGUGGUGACCAAUACUUUUUCCACCUAUUUGCAAUAAUUCAUUAAAAAUCCUACAUGUGAUUUUUGAUUUUUUUCUCAAUUUGUCUUCAUAGUGAAUGUACUAUGAUGGAAAAUACAGCCUCUCUCAUCUUUAAUUGCACAAUAGGCUGACUAAAUACUUUUUCCCACUGUAUUCACUUUGUCAGCUGUUCAAAUAAUGCACUGCUCUGUUGACAAAUUAAUUGAGGUAGAGAUUACAGUGAUAUGUUACGCUAUUAUGUGAUAAUGGAUGGAUGGAUUUUUUGGUUUAUAGAAGUGUCAAAAACAUAAGUACUUAAGUACUUUGUGGACUAUGAAUGCGGAUUGCACUGUGCAAUGACCUGCUUUCUACAUGUAUUAUACAAUAGAUUUAAUGUAUUAUUUAAGAAAAAUACCAUGGCAACAUACAAGUAGUAGCAGAGUGUCUUGGUUGGGGUGAAAUUCGCUCAUGUGGAAUACCUUGGGCAGCAUGUCAAAGACACAAACAAGAUUUGAUGUUAUCGCAACCAGUUACAAGCGAGACAUCCUGUCCCUUGAUUGCAAGCUCUAAGUGUAUUAAGGUUAUAUUGAUUACAAGACAGAAAUAGUUCUGUCAAUACAGAUAGAGCGCUCUAGUGCUAGAGUUCAAUAGCAGAGGAGGUAAAGUGGAUUGUUUAUUAGAAAGGACAUGCAGCCUUAGAUCUUAGUGUCAAGGCAAUGGCCUGGACAAAUGUGACGGUGUUGAGCUUAUUGGUAACAGUGUGGAGUCAUCACCAUCACAGAAUUGUCACUGUCAUCUCUGUCACCAUUCCAGCUGCAGCCUCUGUAUGUUAACCUUGGGGUAUACACUGUAGUGGAUGCUGCAUGCACCACCAUAGUGCGUUAAUGACUUAAGCUCUCUACCGGCUGAGUACGGAAGCAAUAAAGGGAGAAUGCGUGCAUACACACACGCACACAAACACACAAGUAUGUGUGUUUAUAUUUACCCAGUGUUUUUUAAUUUCCUGUGUAGCUGAGCUGGAAGAUACAGACAAUGAUAGGUCUCAUCUAAUGUUACAGGGAUUAUAGGGUUUCUAUUUUCUGUCCUCUGGUACUACUGAGGCUUAUAGGGUUUUGUAGGGUUUCAUUCAUUUUCAUGAAUCAUAUAUAUAGUAGUUUUUGCCUAUAAAGUUGACGACACUAGUUAUAGGAAUAUCCAGAAGCAUAAAAGAGUUAAAGAGCGACGCGUUUGUGUGUAACGGACAUGACAUGUUUGAUGUACUUGGGUAUUUGCGUGUCAAGAAACAUGGUUCCAUAGCAGGGUCUGUACACUUCGUCAUAGCCGUUACAAGAAAGGCAAGUAGAGAUCUGAGUUGACGGAUGGACAAACAAACAAAUGACCUGAUGAGCGCUCGGAGCAGAGCAGGAUCUAAAAUAAGGAGGUCUGUCAAAUUAGCUCCCGAAAAUCUCUGUCUGCUCUCAAUGGUUGGAAGGCAUUUUCAGCUGUUGAUCUCUCUCCCCCCCAAGCACUCACUCACUAGCUCACUCCCUGUCUCGCUCUUACUCUCUCUCCCCCUCUCAUUUUCUCCCUCAUUAUUUCUCUCUGGCUAGACCCCAAGGUCUCCCCUUUACUUUCACCCAAUCUUGCUCUCUCGCCUUCUCCCCCAAGCUUUCUCUCCCUCUGAGCUCUGUGUGCCCAGUUCCCUCUCUCCAAUCUCUCUCCUCCCCCAUGCCUCUUACUCCCCCCGACCUCUCGUGCAUUAUCUUAAUCUCUGUGUGUUUUGACAUCUCGUUAUAGUAGUGUUUAUUUGGGGCAAGGGUUGUGGGGGUUGGGGUCCAUGCUUGUGUCCCAUGGCGGGCAUGACUGUGGUUAGUCUAAAUUUUACUGUAGCCCCUGGACAUAAGAUCCUAUGGGACAGGCAGGCAGACAGACAGGCAGACAGAAACAGACGGACAGACGGAGAUGAAUACUUACUUAGCCACAGAAACACGGCUCCUAAAUCUAGCCUGUGUUCUUGAUGAAAUGUUGGCGUUGUCUGAAACGAAAGUCUCUUUAACUCAAUUAGACAGUGGUUAGGAGGAGAGGUGAAGAUGCUUGAGAGGGUUACCAAGUGUCAUUGUUCUGAACUGCUGUCAUAAAGAAUAUUCUCUGUUCAAUAUCCUCAGGGUUUGGUUGGUUACUCACUUCUUCCUCCUCUCUCCUUCUUCUCUUCCCUUUUUACCAAAAAAAGGGUCACUCAAAUGUGACAGAGUGGAAAUUCCGCCCUGACAGCCAAGGCAUCUGGAACUGGGAUAACAGUACCUCUAGAGCUCAGGAAGGCAGUUGCAAUUUGCCAUCCGCUACAUCUAGUUAGUCUGUUACUUGGUGUCAAUUUGAGCAACAUGGAAACAUUCUGAAAUUACUUUACAGCCUUAUUCUAAAAUUUGAUUAAAUAGUUUUUUCCCCCUCAUCAAUCUACACACAAUACCCCAUAAUGACAAAGCAAAAACAGGUUUGUAGAAAUUUUUGCAAAUAUCACAUUUACAUAAGUAUUCAGACCCUUUACUCCGUACAAUGUUGAAUCACCUUUGGCAGCGAUUACAGCCUAGAGUCUUCUUGGGUAUGAUGCUACAAGAUUGGCACACCUGUAUUUGGGGAGUUUGUCCCAUUAUUCUCUGCAGAUCCUCUCAAGCUCUGUCAGGUUGGAUGGGGAGCGUUGCUGCACAGCUAUUUUCAGGUCUCUCCAGAGAUGUUAGAUCGGGUUCAAGUCCGGGCUCUGGCUGCGUUGUCUUGGCUGUGUGCUUAGGGUCGUUGUCCUGUUGGAAGGUGAACCUUCGCCCCAGUCUGAGGUCCUGAGCGCUCUGGAGUAGGUUUUCAUCAAGGAACUCUCUGUACUUUGCUCCGUUCAUCUUUCCCUCGAACCUGACUAGUCUCCCAGUCCCUGCCGCUGAAAAACAUCCCCACAGCACGAUGCUGCCACCACCAUGCUUCACUGUAGGGAUGGUGCCAGGUUUCCUCCAGACGUGACGCUUGGUAUUCAGGCCAAAGAGUUCAAUUUUGGUUUCAUCAGACCAGAGAAUCUUGUUUCUCAUGGUCUGAGAGUCCUUUAGGUGCCUUUUGGCAAACUCCUAGCGGGCUGUCAUGUGCCUUUUACUGAGGAGUGGCUUCCGUCUGGCCACUCUACCAAUAAAGGCCUGAUUGGUGGAGUGCUGCAGAGAUGGUUGUCCUUCUGGAAGGUUCUCCCAUCUCCACAGAGAAACUCUGGAGCUCUGUCAGAGUGACCAUCGGGUUCUUGGUCACCUCCCUGACCAAGGCCCUUCUCCCACGAUUGCUCAGUUUGGCCGGGCAGCCAGCUCUAGGAAGAGUCUUGGUGGUUCCAAACUUCUUCCAUUUAAGAAUGAUGGAGGCCACUGUGUUCUUGGGGAGCUUCAAUGCUGCUGAAAUGUUUUGUUACCCUUCCCCAGAUCUGUGCCUCGACACAAUCCUGUCUCGGAAACACUACGGACAAUUCCUUCGACCUCAUGGCUUGGUUUUUGCUCUGAUAUUCACUUUCAACUGUGGGACGUUAUAUCGAUCCUGUGCCUUUCCAAAUCAUGUCCAAUCAAUUGAAUUUACCACAGGUGAACUCCAAUCAAGUUGUAGAAUCCUCUCAAGGAUGAUCAAUGUACACAAGGAUGCACCUGAGCUCAAUUUCGAGUCUCAUAGCAAAGGGUCUGAAUACUUAUGUAAAUACGUUUUAAUAAAUUUGCUAACAUUUCUAAAAACCUGUUUUUUGCUUUGUCAUUAUGGUGUAUUUUUUUGAAGGUUUUAUUUAUUUAAUCAUUUUUAAAAUAAUGCUGUAACAUAACAAAAUGUGGAAAUAGGGAAGGGGUCUGAAUACUUUCCGAAUGCGCUGUAUGUGCCGUUCAUUGGAAUCCAUCCAAAUUGUGCCAUGAUGCCAUUGGCAACAUCUUGAAGUGGUAUUUUGAAGUCAUGUGGCAUUUCCAUUAAUUGGAAUCCAGUCAUCUUUCUACCAUAGUGAUGUUAUAGUACUAAUAGGUCUGCAGGCUAUAACUGCACUGAGGUCCUUUUGUCUAAUUCUUCUUUAUGUCUAUUACUUCUGUGUCUCAUGCUGGCUGUAGGUAGGGACACAUGGGCAGUAGUCCCAGGGAUAGAUAGGGGACUGGCAGGCACCUCUGUAAGUAGUAGCUAGUCUAGCUGACGAACAAGGCAAACGUAUCCAGAUGGCCCUAGCAGCACACUGGCUAAAUGAACUAAUAAAGACUGUCAGGCCCUCAGUGUGUGUGUGCGUGAGUGCGUUUGUGUCCGUCCAUGUCAACAUGCGUACGUGCAUUUACAAUAUUAGUGUAAAUAGGCUACACACAUGAAUGCGCCAAAUGCAUGUUAGCUAGUGUACAGCACGAGCGUGUGUGCGGACGUCCACGUGUAUGUAAGGUUGAGCGACCAACGGUGUCCUGUUGCAAAUUGCAUCCUGUUGACUUUGUGUGUGUGUGUGUGUGUGUGUGUGUGUGUGUGUGUGUGUAUAUACAGUAUAUGCGACUUUACUACUGAGUUCAACCUCAAUCUUGGGGGGCUUCAGUCCGUGUCUGUCGGCAUCCUUUUGUUCCUGUGGCUUACUCCACUAUUUCAUCCAGCUAACCACCAUUAUUACAACCCAUUAACAGUACCUUCCCUCCCCCCAUGGGUAAAUCUUUGGUCCCAAAAGGUACCAUAUUCCCUAUUUAAAGGACUACUUUUGACCAGAGUCCUAAGAUAGGGUGCCAUUUGUGACGCAGCCUAGAACUGCACUUCCAAAGUAUUACUUAUUUAUUGUGCUCUUUCCCGUCUGGGUCACGUUUACUGGGAUGCAAUGUUGGAGAACAUUCAGAUAGAAAUAGACUAAAUGGAACAGACAUGCUUCUCUGUCAUGUAGGAUAGGGAAUCUUGUCAGCUCUAUGCGAGACGUUUCUAUCUGAAACAUUGAGAAGGUUGCAACAUUUUGAACGUGACCCUGGUAAACAGUUCACGUAGUGAUGAUGUCAUCACUUCCUUUUACGUAAAACACACACACACGUGUACACACAAACAUCUGCUGCAUCUCUACUAGGGAUGUGAAAAAUUGACAGUUUUCUUAACAUUUAAACGGACUUUUUUUUAUCGGUUUUCCAUUAAACAUUCAUAUAAUUACAUGUGAAUUCACAUUGCAGCUGUUCUGCUGCCAGCAACGGUUUUGGUCUCACAGUGUAUCCCUUUCAGAUGGUUAAGCAUUGCACCUGUACUACCAUUACUGUACCUCAAUUCCACCUCACAAAGUUAGCAUUUCCUUCUCAUUUAACUUCUCGAAGUAUUGCCAUACAGGACUUUGCUGCUGUCGCUUGCCUUUCUCUGCCAUUUUUCCAACUGUUAACGAUGAUGACGUAGUGGUGGAGAGUCGACUCCCAUUUCUGAGUGUCAAGAUUCGAUUCCGCUAAGAAUCGACUCCUAAGAUUCAGUACUUUUGGAACAGAGGAGACUGAUUAGUUGCCGUACAUCCGAGAACACAAACACUCACAUCUUUCAUAACGAGCGAAGGACGGAGAGAGAGGGGAGGGGCACAGUAUAGGCAGGUCGGCCACCGGGCAGACAGUCAGAACCGUGCACUAGGCAUAUCUAUCGGCAAUCAAGAGCUGUAUCUCGCAAUGGAAUGCUGUAUGUCGCAAUUUCUUGGCUUGCAAUGUCUGGCAACUUCAGUAAAGCAGGACCUAUCAUCAAUUAAUAGAGUACCACGGUAUGAGUCAUAAUACACUUAAUACCUAGCGGUCAAACAAUGAAAUGACUCCAAUCGUUUUUCCACCAUUCAUUUUUCUCAUAGGGGCUUUUAGAAACACUUAAAAUAUUGGCUGUGUUUCGCGUAGGCUUACCCUGGCAUGACGUUUUGAAAACCGUGUAAAUGUCUCUAGGACAAGUUGACUUUUAUCAAUAUAUUUGUUUGUAUUUGUGGCUAUCAUAAAGAACUACAAAUGCCAUGAUGAUCUGGAUGAAACUGCCGAAUAGAGGCAAAGAAUCUCUGGAUUAACUAUCUAAUGUUAGCUAAAUUUAGUCAUUUAUAAAUUGUCUACAAGUUUUUAAUUCACACAAUACCUGUUAGCAUUAGUGUCAGCUAGAGAUGACGUGCAGGAUCUUGCAGGGAUUUGUAGUCUUGCAUGAUAUCUACUUUGAUGCUAAUUAGUAUUUUCGGAUCUGAAAGUAAAUGGAGCCGAAUAUACUGAUAAAAGUCACCUUGCCCGAGAGAGAUUUACAUGGUUAUCAAAACAUCCUUAUUUUAAGUGUUUCUAAAAUUCCCUCUGGGAAAAAUGUAUGGUGGGAAAAUGAUUGGAACCAUUUCCCUGUUUGACCCCAAGGGUCUGGGUAUUAUGACAUCUCCACUGUGGGGCUCUAUAGGUUAGGAUAUUGAGAUGAGUGAGCAACACUUUGCUCACACACAGUAUCUGUGCACGGGUUCGCUGUUCACAGCGUGGUAUCCAGGGCACCAGAGCCUGGCUCUUCACCAUUCUUAGUUGUUGCGGAAAUUUACCCACUAUGCUGUUUACUUUCUGCAUCUACUUCAUACUGUAUCUUUGAGUCUACCUUUUAAAUUACACAACUUACCCAAAGCCUUUAUAGCCUAUCGUCUAGUUAGGCUAUAACACAGAAAAUAAUAUGUUUUGUGAUAACUACACUGUGAUUUUAAUUUUGUGGGGGAUUUUUUUAUCUUUUUCUUAACGUUAAGGAUCCCAAUUUUGUUUAAACGUUUUAACAUUCACACACCUAAUCUCUACAAUCACUUUUUAUAAUGGCAUCUUGGAGCAUUGUUAGUUAAUGUCUCUCAGUGAAUAGAACACCCAAAACAUUUAAAAGAUGAAAUAUAUAUAUAUAUUUUAAUCUCUUUCUCUAAUAUUUGUUUUUCUCUCAUUGUUUCAUCUCUUUCAUCUCUCUCUCAUAUCCUGUUCAACCCCCUCUCUCUUCUCUUCCCUUUUUUCUCUCUUCGUCUUUGAUUCUGACUUUCUCGCUUUCUCUCUCUCUCUCUCUCUCUCUCUCUCUCUCUCUCUCUCUCUCUCUCUCUCUCUCUCUCUCUCUCUCUCUCUCUCUCUCUCUCUCUCUCUCUCUCUCUCUCUCUCUGUCUCUCUCUCUCUCUCGCUCUCUCUCUCUUUCUUAUUUAUUUAUCUACAGUAAAACACCAGUCUCAACGUCAACAGUGAAGAGGCAACUCCGGGAUGCUGACCUUCUAGGCAGAGUUGCAAAGACAAAGCCAUAUCUCAGACUGCCCAUCUUAACCUUUUCUUUUUAUUGGCCAGUCUGAGAUAUGGCUUUUUCUUUGCAACUCUGCCUAGAGAGGGAGAGUUGCCUCUUCACCAGCAAAGCACCAUCACACCUCCUCCUCCAUGCUUCAUGGUGGGAAAGUAUUCACACCCCUCCACAUCUUGUUGUGUUACAGCCUGAAUUUUAAAUGGUUUAAAUGUAGAUUUGUUUUUAAAUCAUUGGCUCCAUAAUGUCAAAGUGGAAUUAUGUUUUUCUAAUGUUUACAAAUUAAUAAAAAUGAAAAGCUGAAAUGUCUUGAGUCAAUAAGUAUUCAACUCCUUUGUUAUGGCUAGCCUAAAUAAGAUCAGGAGUAAAAAUGUGCUUAACAAGUUUUAACAAGUCAAAUAAAUUGCAUGGACUCACUCUGUGUGCAAUAAUAGUGUUUAACAUGAUUUUAUAAUGACUACCACAUCUUUGUACCAAUGCCUCGCAAAGAAGGGCACCUAUUGUUAAAAAUAAGAAAAAACAGACAUUGAAUAUCCCUUUGAGCUUGGUGAAGUUAUUAUUUCAACUUUGGAUGGUGUAUAAAUACACUCAGUCACUACAAAGAUACAGGCGUCCUUCCUAACUCAGUUGCCGGAGAGGAAGGAAAACCGCUCAGGGAUUUGACCAUGAGGCCAAUGGUGACUUUAAAACAGUUACAGAGUUUAAUGGCUGUGAUAGGAAAAAAACUGAGGAUGGAUCAACAACAUUGUAGUUACUUCACAAUACUAACCUAAUGGACAGAGUGAAAUGAAGGAAGCCUGUACAGAAUAAAAAUAUUCCAAAACAUGCAUCCUGUUUGCAACAAGGCACUAAAGUAAUACUUCCAAAAAUGUGGCAAAGAAAUUAACUUUGUCCUGAAUACAAAGUGUUAUGUUUGGGGCAAAUCCAAUACAACACAUUACUGAGUACCACUAUUUGCAAUCAUAGUGGUGGCUGAAUCAUAUUAUGGGUAUGCUGGUAGUUGUUAAGGACUGGGGAGUUUUUCAGGAUAAAAAAGAAACGGAAUGGAGCUAAGCACAGGCAAAAUCCUAGAGGAAAACGUGGUUGUCUGCUUUCCACCAGACACUGGGAGAUGAUUUCACCUUUCAGCAGGACAAUAACCUAAAACACAAGGCCAAAUCUACACAGGAGUUGCUUACCAAGAAGACAGUGCAUUUUCCUGAGUGGCUGGGUUACAGUUUGACUUAAAUCUACCUGAAAGUCUAUGGCAAGACCUGAAAAUGGUUGUCUAGCAAUGAUCAACAACCAAUUUUGACAGAGCUUGGGGAAUUUUGUAAGAAGAAUAAUGGGCAAAUGUAACACAAUCCGGGUGUGGAAAGCUCUUAGAGACUUACCCAGAAAGACUCACAGCUGUAAUUGCUGCCAAAGGUGCUUCUACAAAGUAUUGACUCAGGGAAGUGAAUACUUAUGUAAAUUAGAUAUUUCUGUAUUUCAUUUUCAAUACAUUUGCUAACAUUUAUAAAAACAUGUUUGCACUUUGUCAUUAUGGGGUAUUGUGUGUAGAUGGGUGAAAUAAAAAUAAUAUAUCAUCCAUUUUGAAUUCAGGCUGUAACACAACAAAAUGUGGAAUAAGUCAAGGGAUAUGAACACUUUCUGAAGGCAUUGUGUUUCCCCCUCAUGAAUCUACACAAAAUACCCCAAAAUGACAAAGCAAAAAACGUUUUUUAUAAAUUUUAGCAAAGUUAUUAAAAAUAAAGAGCUGAAAUAUAAUAUUUACAUAAGUAUUCAGACCCUUUACUCAGUACUUUGUUGAAGCACCCUUGGCAGCGAUUACAGCCUCAAGUCUUCUCGGGUAUGACGCUACAAGCUUGGCACACCUGUAUUUGGGGAGUUUGUCCCAUUCUUCUCUGCAGAUCCUCUCAAGCUCUGUCAGGUUGGAUGGGGAGCGUCGCUGCACAGCUAUUUUCAGGCCUCUCCAGAGAUGUUCGAUCGGGUUCAAGUCGGGGCUCUGGCUGGGCCAUUCAAGGACAUUCAGAUACUUGUCCAGAAGCCACUCCUGUUUUCUCUUGGCUGUGUGCUUAGGGUCAUGGUCCUGUUGGAAGGUGAACCUUCACCCCAGUCUGAGAUCCUGAGUGCUCUGGAGCAGGUUUUCAUCAAGGAUCUCUCUGUACUUUGCUCCGUUCAUCUUUCCCUCGAUCCUGACUAGUCUCCCAGUCCCUGCCGCUGAAAAACAUCCCCACAGCACAAUGCUGCCACCACCAUGCUUCUCAGUAGGGAUGGUGCCAGGUUUCCUCCAGGCGUGACGCUUGGCAUUCAGGCCAAAGAGUUCAAUCUUGGUUUCAUCAGACCAGAGAAUCUUGCUUAUCAUGGUCUGAGAGUCUUUAGGUGCGUUUUGGCAAACUCCAAGUGGGCUGUUAUGUGCCUUUUACUGAGGAGUGGCUUCCGUCUGGCCACUCUACCAUAAAGGCCUGAUUGGUGGAGUGCUGCAGAGAUGGUUGUCCUUCUGGAAGGUUAUUCCAUCUCCACAGAGGAACUCUAGAGCUCUGUCAGAGUGACUAUCGGGUUCUUGGUCAUCUCCCUGACCAAGGCCCUUCUCCCCCGAUUACUCAGUUUCUAGGAAGAGUCUUGGUGGUUCCAAACUUCUUCCAUUUAAGAAUGAUGGAGGCCACUGUGUUCUUGGGGACUUUCAAUGCUGAAUAAAUUUUUUGGUACCCUUCCCCAGAGCUGUACCUCGACAUAAACCUGUCUCGGCGCUCUACGGACAAUUCCUUCGACCUCAUGGCUUGGUUUUUGCUCUGACAUGCACUGUCUGAAGGGUCUGAAUACUUAUGUAAAUAAGGUAUUUCUGUUUUUUAUUUUUUUAUAAAUUUGCAAAAGUUUCUACAAACCUGUUUUCACUUUGUCAUUAUGGGGUAUUGUGUGUAGAUUGACGAGGGCUGUAACGUAUGAAAAUGUGAAAAAGGUCAAGGGGUCUGAAUACUUUCCGAAUGCACUGUAUAAAUCUCUCUAUAUCUCCAUCUCCUCUCUCUUGCGUUCUCUCUCUCUCUUCCCCUCCAUCCCUCACUCCCUGUCCCCCUCUCUGCUCUUGUUUCUGGUCUUCUCUCCCUGACUCCCAGUUUAGUUUCACAUCUUCACAUUUUUCCCUGACAUGUUUUCAGUCCAGUCAUCUGCAUUGUGUCUGAAACAAAGAUUAGAUUUAGUUAAAUUCAUCACAAAAUGGCAGAUGUGAGUUUACAUGGUAACAUGGGUAUAAUAUCAUUCCUCUGUGCUCAGUCAGGGUCCGUAUGUUACUGUGGCUGCUUUGUACUGUACAAUGUGGUCCACUGAUAUUGACACGUGUGCAGUAGUCUGUAAAACAACAGCACUUAUCCAUAUGGUAUUGAUUUCUUAAAACUGGUACACAGCUUGUGUGCGUGUGACUGAGGCCUCCUCUUCAUUCCAGACUCACACAAGGACACACACAUAGAAUAAAACACACACACGACGAUGCAUAGAAGAAGACAUACUGUACACACACGAACAUUCACUCUGUUGCCAGUUGAUUAGGUACACCACCCCGUUCACGGAAAUGGUUCGCUCCUACAGACAGUGAGUCACGUGGCCGUGGCUUGCUAUAUAAAGCAGUUAGACAGGCAUCGAGGCAUUCAGUUACUGUUCGAUUGAACGUUAGAAUGGGCAAAACGAGUGACCUAAGCGACUUUGAGUGGGGUAUGAUCGUCGGUACUAGGUGGGCCGAUUCCAGUAUCUCAGAAACGGCCGGCCUACUGGGCUUUUCACACACGACAGUGUCUAGGGUUUACCGAGAAUGAUGCGACAAACAAAAAACAUCUAGUCAGCGGCAAUGCUGUGGGCGAAAACAGCUCGUUGAUGAGAGGUCAACGGAGAAUGGCAAGAAUCGUGCAAGCUAACAGACGGGCCACAAACAGUCAAAUUACAGCGCAGUACAACAGUGGUGUGCAGAACGGCAUCUCUGAACACACAACUCAUCGGUCCUUGUCACGGAUGGGCUAUUGCAGCAGAUGACCACACCAGGUUCCACUCUUAUCAGCUAAAAACAAGAAGAAGCGGCUCCAGUGGGCACGCGAUCACCAACACUUGACAACUGAGGAGUGGAAAAGCAUCGCCUGGUCCAACAAUUCCCAGUUCGUGUUGUGUCAUGCUGAUGGCAGAGUCAGGAUUUGGCGUAAGCAGCAUGAGUCCAUGGCCCCAUCCUGCCUGGUGUCAACGGGACAGGCUGGUGGUGUAAUGGUGUGGGGAAUGUUUUCCUGGUACACGUUAGGUCCCUUGAUACCAAUUGAGCAGCGUUUGAAGGCCACGCCUUGUAGAAUUCAUGCCGUGAAGAAUUCAGGCUGUUCUGGAGGCAAAGGGGGGUCCAACCCGGUACUAGAUGGGUGUACCUAAUAAAAUGGCCUAAUAAAUAGUGUUAUUGUGUGUGUCUGUGUGGGACAGUGUGCAUUUUGUGCUUGCGUGCUUUCGUAAAUGUAUAUUGGCUUGUUUGUUUUCUAACUUCACAUUUGUUCAUACGUUUGUGGAAUGAAGUGGAGGCCUUUGUGCAUUCAGGAAACGCCUGUCUAAUUGCCAGCUAGGGAGGGAGAUGUAAUCUGGUGUGUGUUUAUUUUGGCCCUACUCUGUACUCCCCUUCCUCUCCUCCCUUUCUCAGAUAAGGAGGGAUAGUGGGACAAUAAACAAUAAGCAGAUUGAAUUAUGUUAAUAGAUUGUUAGACGAGUGGCGCAGCGGUCUAAGGCACUGCAUCUCAAUGCUAGAGGUGUCACUUCAGACCCUGGUUCGAUUCCAGGCUAUUUCACAAUCCGGGCCGUGAUUGGGAGUCCCAUAGGGCGGCGCACUAUUGGCCAAGCGUUGUCCGGGUUUGGCCGGGGUAGGCUGUCAUUUUAAAAAGAAUUUGUUCUUAACUGACUUGCCUAGUUAAAUAAAAAAAGACAAACAGGCUAAACAAGUGUGAAAUACCAAACAGAAUCCCCUAUGAUAUAAGGGCUGUCAUUCUCUCCAUUGUGUGCAGUGCGCACUUGCUCACUUACUGUGCCUCAUUCAUUGAACAUUGAUGACUACAUAUCUUUCUGUAUUAUCACAUGUUGUGAAGUAUAGUAUAUGGCACAUUUCAGUGUAGGACUACAGAGCAGUUUAGACAUUCAUUUCUGCCUCUCUCCAGUUUCUAUAUCUGUGCAGUGCAUACGUGUGUGUGUGACAGUCUGCCGUCAUGCUCCACUGGUCUGUCAUGUGGAAGGGGAAAUCUGUGAUGACAGCAUGACUGCAGCUGUUGAGAGAGAUGCCCUUUACAGAAGUGGUCACCAACCUGAGUCAAAAUGCAAGCCGAGAUUUACCUCUCAGAUUUAUUUUUAAACCUGACUUAAAAAACGUAAGGCAUUAACAGUUACGUAGCGUGAGGUUUGUGCAGUAGGCUAUAGGCCCAAUACAUUAUCACUGCAAAUUAGCUAUGCUUGAAUUGCCCUGUCAACGUUGUUCUUCUUAGAUCAUUUAAAAAAGGGAAAGAACAGCGGUGAGGUAGCUUUGAUGCAACCAAGCGUUGUUACAGAGUUUUUACAUUGUGCUGUUUAAAAACUGUCUUGGUUGCAUCAAAGCUAGCGGUGUCUGCCUCUGUAGCUCAGCUGGUAGAGCAUGGCGCUUGUAACGCCAAGGUAGUGGGUUUGAUCCCCGGGACCACCCAUACACAAAUGUAUGCACGCAUGACUGUAAGUCGCUUUGGAUAAAAGCGUCUGCUAAAUGGUAUAUUAUUAUUAUUAUAUCCGACCAGAGUGAGCGGAGCUGGAGCGGAGCGAGGAGCAGAGAGUGCCCAAUUUGACUGGAGUGUGGAGCGAGAUUCCCAAAGGCUGGAGCGUCGGCCUUCUCGCCCGCUCCAGUAGGGCUUACUUCACGAUCUCAGGGCAUGCCCGCCCCAGCAUGCAUUUGUAGUCUACUUGUGUGCUGCUAUAGCCCCUUGCUUUAGCUACUGUCAUGGAGUUCGCUAAAUAUUUUCAUAAAGAAACCGAUAAAACACACAGGUGCUAAAUCAACGUGACUUACAAAGAUGAGGACCAAGAGCAAGAGAGGGAGUGCGGUGAUGUAGUGUCCACAACUAAAGAAUCAUAAAAGACACGUAUUCCAAAAGCAUGAUGGUGUACCUACUACGUGCACAUGCUAAAAGAAAGGAAUGAGGUGGGUAGAUAACAAAGUGUGUCAUUGUAGAAAAGUAUUUAUAAACAAAAAAUCAGAUCUCUUAAACGUUCAUUUUUGUUCUAUUAUCUAUACAAUAGGCCAUAAUUGAUUUUGGCCCAAUAGGCCUGGCAUGUUCCCACAUUCAAGGAGUUUUCCAUUUUGAUUCGGUUAUUUUGCCUAAAAUCCUUUAGGCCUACCUAUAGAAAAGUUUUAAAAAACAACUCUGCAUCUCUGCCCAACCUAGCAUGAGUGGCCAAAAGGGUGUUUAGCAUCCCCAGUGGCUCUGGAAGUGUGGAGAAGAAUUCUCCACUGCUGGCCUGCUCUCCAGGCACCAUCGCAUGAAAAUAAAGCCACAGACUCUGGCCAAACCCGUGUUUCUAAAAAUGAAUUUAAAGAUACUAAUAAGUCAUUUUUAGUUUAAUUUGUAUUGAAUUCUAAGUAAGUCACAUCGUAUAUGCACAAUGUAUAGACUAUAAUGAUUUAAACAAUUAACUGUUUUAUGUCCCUACCAGCCUAUUGUGUCGCACUCGCAAAUGCUUCACAAUGUAUUUCUUUGAAAUAAUAUAGCUUAAAUAAUUAAUUUUCCCUUCUUAAGCUCCCUGUCUGGCUCCUGACCUAUUUAGAGUGUUUAUAUGCUUUUUAAAAUGACAUGUAGCCUAUUUGAAAUAAGGUUUGCUUCUUACAUUCACCUUUUCAUGUUUAUUCAAAUACAUUUAAUUCAAAUCCAUAUGGUUUGGUUUCAAUACUUAAAAACCAAUUGGUAGGUCCAGGUAGUCACACAAAUAUAUUGGUGUUGGUUAAAUUGUGAUUUUAAUGAAUGGAGUGAAGGCAGUUUUUUCCCCUGUGAGUGCGGAAAGGUUUUUAGAAGAGCGGUAGGAAAGGACUCACCGCUCCAUGAGCGAUGAGCGGGAUUUCCAAUCGCUCAACUCUGCUCACAUGCUCUCUGCACCCGACUCAAUGUCCCUCCGUUCUCCCUCCUCUGAGAAAAGGGGGCAGUCUUCCGGCUGAUGGCGAAACUCAAGUCUCAUUUCAUUAUUUCUGCCUCGGGCACUAAUUAAUGUUGUUACUCUAACAAUGCAAGCUUAUAGAAACACUUUGCUAUACUCAAUUAUUGCAGCUAUAGUGCUGGUUGUAGCGUGAGAGGAAGUAGGGAGAAUGCGCAUUUGAUGGCUUAUAAAAGUGUUGAACGAAGUGUUGACAGUGCUGAAACAACUUAAACAUGAACUCAUAAAAACAGCAGCUCUUUGCUCUAUUCGUUGAGUCUCUCUCUAGUCAUGGUUUUAAAAGUUUUGAAAUCUCACAGUAUCGACUUUGCUGUGCCCUCCAGGCUUCUUUUUACAGUCUAUGGCUCGAGGAAACUGUGCAGACACGGUGAUCUGAUUGACAAGCGGUAGACCUAUAGGUGCACUUGAUUUGCUCUUUGGGCCUGCCGGGUAGGCGGAGUUCUACCUUCAGACACAUGAAAUGGUUAAAAAUGGGAACACUUUGCCUUCCCUGCGCUAGGAUUGCUGAAUCAACUGCACCUACCGCUAACAGCGUGAAACAAAUACAAAAAUAGGAACGCAAGGCUUUGUCGUUGUUUUUUUUACAGAAAUGUUUGAUGAUCGACCGGUUGGUGACCCCUGCUUUACAGACAUAGAAAGCCUCUACAGUAACGUGUCGAUAGCGACAAUUGAUAACCUUCAGACAAUUUUGUGCCGCGUGUGUACCUUUUCAGACAGUAGAAUUCUGCUCUGGCAUAAAAUGUUCUGUAUUGUUUCCCUGACGACGUUAAAUGUUGCUGAUUGACGUGUUGCAGUGCUGUGUUGUUUUUAUGCUGUUUUUUUAUGUUAGUGAUGGACAUUAGUCAGAAGCGGCAUUCCUUUACAGACAAGUAAAAUGCUUGUUCAGUGGCGCUUCGAAACUAUCUCCAGAGAAGGUUUUGUGUCUGCAUUUAAAAAGCCGUAGUGUACCCUUACGGACAAACAUGCCGUAGCCGAGGCCCUUUCAAGGCGACACAUUCCGCAUGUCUGAAAAGGGUGAGAGAGAGUUCCAAAAUUGAGCAGCAGCAGCUGAAAAAAUGUGUUCCUAUAAAUAUUGAAAUGUACAUGUUUUACAUUUUUUUUAAUGAAGGAAAACUGCAAGACUGAAUGGGAGACAAAAAAACAUUGUAGCCAACGUCUCCAGUGUUGCUAUGGAAAUUGUUUACCUACCAGACACCAGAUGGAGAAAGCUAAGAAAAGUUUCAAAGUUUUGAUAAUGAGACCCAUGGGGCAGCGCACAAUUGGCCCAGCGUCGUCCAGGGUAGGGGAGGGAAUGGCCGGCAGGGAUGUAGCUCAGUUGGUAGAGCAUGGCGUUUGCAAUGCCAGGGUUGUGGGUCCGCUUCCCACGGGGGGCCAGUAUGAAAAAUAAAAUAAUGUAUGCACUCACUAACUGUAAGUCGCUCUGGAUAAGAGCGUCUGCUAAAUGACUAAAAUGUAAAUGUAAUAAUGGACACAACCAUGUUUGCAGAUUUUACCAGCUGUAAAAGCAGAGCAAAUGUUAUAUUUAACAUCAAACGAGGGCACAUAUGGAAAAUGGUUAUUUGCAACCAUUUCCAUUUCACAAAAAAAGAGAGGCAUCAGCCAAGGCUGUCAGAUCAGAAUUUAAAAAAAAAGCUAACCAGAACAACACAUAUCAAACAGUCAACCUAUACAAUAGUGGAACUGUAUUGAUGCAAGGCAAUGAUUCAAGCCUCCAGGCUUUUGAGAAUGUGUUUGCUACCCUAAAAGUAGAAGCUGAGCUCAUCUCAGAAGCUGAGGAAAGAGUAAAGGAGGGAGAUGAUAGAGAAGAGCAGGCCCAACACCCCCAACAGCCUCUGUGACCCAGCAAGAAGCCCUUAAUGUCCCCCUACCUACCUCACCUGCAGUAGACACAACCAAGAAACAUGCCUACAACACCAAGAACACCUGCUAUACAACGUUUCCUCAACACCCUCUCUCUAGUCGAAGCAGAGAGCACAGAGAGAAUGAGCUUUAAUUGAUUAAACAGUUCAAGAUGGAGAGCAGAGCAUCUAUUGCUCAAUGCAAAUAGUCCGGGUAGCCAUUUGAUUAGCUGUUCAGCAAUCUUAUGGCUUGGGGAUAGAAGCUGUUAAGGAUUUUGGACCUAGACUUGGCGCUCCGGUACCGCUUGCCGUGCGGUAGUAGAGAGAACAGUCUAUGACUAGGGUGGCUCGAGUCUUUGGCAAUUUUUAGGGCCUUCCUCUGACACCGCCUGGUAUAGAGGUCUUGGAUGUCGGGAAGCUUGGCCCCAGUGAUGUACUGGGCCGUAUGCACUACCCUCUGGAGCGCCUUGCGGUCGGAGGCCGAGCAGUUGCCAUACCAGGCGGUGAUGCAACCAGUCAGGAUGCUCUUGAUGGUACAGCUGUAUAACUUUUUGAGGAUCUGAGGACCAUUCCAAAUCUUUUCAGUCUCCUGAGGGGGAAUAGGCGUUGUCGUGCCCUUUUCACGACUAUCCUGGUGUGUUUGGACCAUGUUAGUUUGUUGGUGAUGUGGACACCAAGGAACUUGAAGCUCUCAACCUGCUCCACUACAGUCCCGUCGAUGAGAAUGCUCAGCCCUCCUUUUCCUGUAGUCCAUGAUCAUCUCCUUUGUCUUGAUCACAUUGAGGGAGAGGUUGUUGUCCUGGCACCACACUGCCAGGUCUCUGACAUCCUCCCUGUAGGCUGUCUCAUUGUUAUCGGUGAUCAGGCCUACCACGUUGUCGUCGGCAAACUUAAUGAUGGUGUUGGAGUGGGGCUUGGCCAUGCAGUCAUGGGUGAACAGGGAGUACCGGAGGGGACUAAGCAGGCACCCCUGAGGGGCCCCCGUAUUGAGGAUCAACGUGCAGAUGUGUUGUUGCCUACCCUUACCACCUGGGGGCGGACCGUCAGGAAGUCCAGGAUCCAGUUGCAGAGUGAGGUGUUUAGUCCCAGAUUAGUGAUGAGCUUUGGGGGCACUAUGGUGUUGAACGCUGAGCUGUAGUCAAUGAACAGCAUUCUCACAUAGGUGUUCCUUUUGUCCAGGUGGGAAAGGGCAGUGUUGAGUGCAAUAUAGUGGACUGCUUGAAACAUGUAGGUAUUACAGACUCGGCCAGGGACAGGUUGAAAAUGUCAGUGAAGACACUUGCCAUUUGGUCAGCGCAUGCUCGGAGUACAUGUCCUGGUAAUCCAUCUGGCCCUGCGGCAUUGUGAAUGUUGAGGUCUUGCUCCCAUCAGCUACGGCGAGCAUGAUCACAUAGUCGUCCGGAACAGUUGGUGCUCUCAUGCAUGCUUCAGUGUUGCUUGCCUCGAAGCGUGCAUAGAAGUAAUUUAGCUCGUCUGGUAGGCUUGUGUCACUGGGUAGCUCGCGGCUGGGCUUCCCUUUGUAGUCCGUAAUAGUUUGCAAGCCCUGCCACAUCCGACGAGCAUCGGAGCCGGUGUAGUAGGAUUCAAUCUUAGUCCUGUAUUUACACUUUGCCUGUUUGAUGGUUCGUCUGAGGGCAUAGCGGGAUUUCUUAUAAGCGUCCAGCUUAGAGUCCCGCUCCUUGAAAGUGGCAGCUCUACCAUUUAGCUCAGUGCGGAUGUUGCAUGUAAUCCAUGGCUUCUGGUUGGGGUAUGUACGUACGGUCACUGUGGGGACAACGUCAUCGAUGCACUUAUUGAUGAAGCCAGUGACUGAUGUGGUGUACUCCUCAAUGCCAUCGGAUGAGUCCCGGAUCAUAUUACAGUCUGUGCUAGCAAAACAGUCCUGUAGCGUAGCAUCCACGUCAUCUGACCACUUCCGUAUUAAGCGAGUCACUGGUACUUCCUGCUUUAGUUGUAAGCAGGAAUCAGGAGCAUAGAAUUAUGGUCAGAUUUGCCAAAUGGAGGGCGAGGGAGAGCUUUGUAUGCGUAUCUGUGUGUGGAGUAAAGGUGGUCUAGAAUGCAUUUUCCUCUUGUUGCACAUGUAACAUACAGGUAGAAAUUAGGUCAAACGGAUUUACGUUUCCCUGCAUUAAGUCCCCGGCCACUAGGAGCGCCGCCUCUGAAUUAGUAUUUUCUUGUUUGCUUAUGGCUUUAUACAGCUCGUUGAGUGCGGUCUUAGUGCCAGCAUCGGUUUGUGGUGGUAAAGAGACAGCUACGAAAAAUAUAGAUGAAAACUCUCUUGGUAAAUAGUGUGGUCUACAGCUUAUCAUGAGAUACUCUACCUCAGGCGAGCAAAACCUAGAGACUUCCUUCAUAUUUGAUUUUGCUCACCAGCUGUUAUUGACAAAUAGACACAGACCGCCACCCAUUGUCUUACCGGAGGCAGCUGUUCUGUCUUGCCGAUGCACGGAAAAACCAGCCAACUGUAUAUUAUCCAUGUCGUCGUUCAUUCACGACUCGGUGAAACAUAGAAUAUUACAGUUUUUAAUGUUCCAUUAGUAGGAUAGUCUUGAACGGAGCUCAUCCAGUUUAUUCUCCAAUGUUUGCACGUUGGCCAAUAGAACGGAUGGUAGAGGCGGGUUACCCCCUCGCCGACAAAUUCUCACAAGGCACCCCGACCUGCGUCCCCUGUAUCGGCGUCUUCUCUUCAUGACAAUGACAGGGAUUUUGGCCUGGUCGGAUAGCUCAAGUAAAUCCUUUGCGUCCGACUCGUUAAAACAAAAAUCUUCGUCCAGUUCAAGGUGAGUAAUUGCUGUUCUGAUAUCCAGAAGCUCUUUUCGGUCAUAAGAGACAGUGGCAGAAACAUUAUGUACAAAAUAAGUUACAAACAACUAGAAAAAACCCCACAAAAUAGCACAAUUGGUAAAACGGCAGCCAUCUUCUCCGGUGCAAUUCUAAUGUCAACUCCUGCAUCUAUACUGAGCAAAACUAUAAACACAACAUGCAACAAUUUCAAAGAUUUUACUGAGUUACAGUUCAUAUAAGGAAAUCAGUCAAUUGAAAUAAAUUCAUUAGGCCCUAAUCGAUGGAUUUCACAUGACUGGGCAGGGAUGCAACAAUGGGUGGGCCUUGGAGGGCAUAGGCCCACCCACUGGGGAGCCAGGCCCAGCAAAUCAGAAUGUGUUUUUCCCCACAAAAGGGCUUUAUUACAGACAGAAAACCUCGGUUGACUUACUGCUCAGCUCUUGGGACAAGUGUAGUCGAUAAUGCCAUCAUUGACAUGGACCUCUCCACCAUUAGUGCAUUCACUUUCAGACCACAGACACCAUUGUCAGAUCCCAGUCAGAUCAACGUGUUUCUGAUUUUUGUUUUUUACCAGCAAGACUGAUUAGAAAAAGCAGCCCAAUAAGCUGUACAACCUGAACCAAUCAUACAAAUGGACUCCAAACAGUGCAGAGAAAUUAAUUGAAACAAUAAACUCAAAUCAAAUUAUUAAGUCUAUUCAGGUCUUCAAUAACACACAAUACCAAAACAAUAAAGGUGUCAAUUAGGCUACUAAAGACAUCAGUUUCAUAUUCCAAAAAGCAGCAUUUAAAGCAAAUCUGAGAAAACCAAAGAAAUGCAACAUCAGAAACAAAAAACUAAACGUUUCUGAAAUAAAUGUUGAUAACAAUUAGAAAACACUUAAGCAAAAUGUCAAAUGAAAAACAUAAGCAGCAAAACAACCCAGCACUCCACUAUGAAUAUUUUGAAACUCUGAAACAGUAUAAACAUACACUGAAAUGUAAUACAUUUUAUUUCACCAUUAAGACACUUGAUGAAAUUGAAAACGCAAUUGACCAAAAUCAUUUCUGGUAUAUGUGGAACAAUUUAAGCACAACAAAACCACAAGAAUUACCCAUAUAAGAUGGAGGAAUUUGGAAAACGUAUUUUGAUAAUCUAUAUAAAAAUAUCACACAAAAAGACUUACAACAUAACCAAUUAGAAAUUCAAGAAAAAUCUAACAUCCUUGAAUCAGUUAUUAAAAGCAUCCCAAAUCCAUUAGAUUACCCAAUAACCCAACAAUAACUAAAUUAAAAUCAAAAAUCUGUAAAAACCAAAGAAGGUUUGGGGUCUAGAUAACAUCAGAAAUGAGAUGUGAACAAGCACACCUGAGUUGCAAAAUGCUGUGCUUAAAUUGUUCAACAUGGUACUUACUUCUGGCUGCUUUCUUGAUGUCUGGAACCAGGGGCUCAUCUCCCCUAUCCAAAAAAGUGGAGACAAAUCAUACCCCAAUAAUGACAGGGGAAUCUAUGUAAGCAGCAACUUGAAAUGUUUUCUGUAGCAUUUUGAAUUUAAGAAUCCAAACCUUCAAGAAAAUUAAUAAGUAAAUGUCAAAUUGGCUUUCUCCCUAAUCAUCGUACUACUGACCAAAUAUACACCUUACACAUGACAAUUAAAAAGCACACCAAAUAGAAUGAUUCUCCAAAGUUGGUGAAUGUGUUAAUAAAAUGUAUGUACACAGAAAACAAGUGUGCAAUAAAAAUCUAAAACCAAAAAACAUCAUUAUUGGUCGAGGUGUGAGACAAGGCUGAAGUUUUAGUCCAAACCUAUUCAACAUUUAUAUAAAUGAAAUAGCAGACAUGUUGGACACUUCUGCUGCCCCAGUACUCACGCUAUUUGACAGAGGUAAAAUACCUGCUAUAUGCUGAUGAUUUUUAUUGCAGAGCAUUGUAUACAAUAAAAAUUGAAUUAUUCAAUGGACCAAAAUAUUUGACAGUGUAAUCCUACCAAUAGCUCUUUACGGAAGUGAGGUUUAGAGGCCACUCAAUUAACUGAACUUUAAAAUGUGGGACAAACAUCCAAUUGAAGCGCUAUCUGCAGAAUUCUGUCAGUAAAUUCUACAAGUCCAAUGAAAUACACCAACUAAUGCAUGUAGGGGUGAAUUAGGUAAUUGGUAAGGAAAAUACAAAAAAUAUAAUUAAAAUGUUGGCUACACCUAAAUUGAAGUCCAAAUUCAAGCCUCCCAUUUAAAGCACUUCAAACUCAAGAGUUGAGCCCAGAAACGAGCCCUUGUCAGCUGGUGUUGGACCUAACCAACCAAGCUGACACCAUUACUGCUUCAAAACAAGGAAUAAAAAUAAACAAAAUCCUGAAUCAUGAAUCAAAGGACUCAUAUUUACAACAUUGGAAAAAGGAAAUAAAAUCUCAAAGCAAACUAAAUUGCUAUCUGGCCCUAAACAGAGAAUAUGAAUUGGCCGAGAUCAGAGCUACGACGCAGAGACAGAUCCUUACCAAGUACAGGCUGAGUGACCACCAAUUGCAAAAGAAACCGGCAGACAUAAAAAGACAUGGCUACCCAAAAAGGAGCGUGUAUGUGGUCACUGCACGACAGGGGAGGUAGAGACAGAGAUGCACUUUUUCCUCUACUGUGAGAAAUAUUCCUCACCAAGAGAUUCAUUUUUCGCAGAUUAACCUCUUGGUUAGAAAUUGUCCUAUUAAACCAAAUAAAAAAAUACUAAUGGACGAAGGAUCGCUCUUCUUGCAGCCAAAGAUGUAUUUGCCUGCCAUAGCCUUUGGGGGACACAAUAAUAAUAUCUGCAUAGUAAGUAGUAACUUACUUGUUUUUAGUAUUAUUGUUAUUAUUGUUAUUAUUAUUAUUAUUAUUAUUAGUUAGUAUUAUUGUCGUGAUUAUUACUCCAAAUAGUAGUGGUACGUGUAGUAUUACUAUUCACUGUUACCAUUUUAUUGUUUUUAUAAGUACUUUUUUUAUAUCACUAUGUUAUUAUAAUAAAUUAUUUUAUUACAAUGUAUAUUGUAUCGAUUGUUGCUUUGGCAAUAUUGACGAGAGAGAGAGAGAGAUAAUUUAGUUUCCGUCAUUAUGAAAGCAUUAUCUUUUGGUCCUUUAUACUCCAAUAUUGCAUUGUGAAUCCAAAUGAAGUACAGUACACUAUAUUCAAAAACUGUGUUUGUAUUGGAGUGUAGAUUUGGUACUGUAUUUCAGGUGACAUCCACCUGCGUCCAAGCCCCAGAACUGGUGGGGAUUCAUUUUACUCAGUUUUUACUCUGUACGUAUCCCUUCUUUUGGUUGGUUUGAGCCAUAUAAUAAUUUCAUAUACAGUGCAUUCAGAAAGUAUUCAGACCCCUUCACUUUUCCCACAUUUUGUUAAGUUACAGCCUUAUUCUAAAAUGUAUGAAAUAUAUUUUUUCUCAGCAAUCUACACACAAUACCCUAUAAUUACAAAGUGAAAACAGGUUUUUAGAAAAAAAUUCACAUUUAUUAAAAAUAAUAAACAGAAACCUAAUUCAGACCCUUUGCUAUGAGACUCGAAAUUGAGCUCAGGUGCAUCAUGUUUCCAUUGAUCAUCCUUGAUGUUUCUACAACUUCAUUGGAGUCCAGCUGUGGUAAAUUCAAUUGAUUGGACAUGAUUUGGAAAGGCAUACACCUGUCUAUAUAAGGUCCCACGGUUGACAGUACAAUACAGAACAAAAACCAAGCCAUGACGUCGAAGGAACUGAGCUCCGAGACAGGAUUGUGUCGAGGCACAGAUCUGGGGAAGGGUACAAAAAAUUGUCUGCAUCAUUGAAAGUCCCCAAGAACGCAGUGGCCUCCAUCAUUCUUAAAUGGAAGAAGUUUGGUACCACCAAGACUCUUCCUAGACCUGGCCGCCUGGCCAAACUGAGCAAUCGGGGGAGAAGGGCCUUGGUCAGGGAGGUGACCAAGAACCCGAUGGUCAAUCUGACAGAGCUCCAGAGUUCCUCUGUGGAUAUGGGAGAACCUUCCAGAAGGACAACCAUCUCUGCAGCACUCCACCAAUUAGGCCUUUAUGGUAGAGUGGCCAUACGGAAGCCACUCCUCAGUAAAAGGCACAUGACAGCCCGCUUGGAGUUUGCAAAAAGGCACCUAAAGGACUCAGACCAUGAGAAACCAGAUUAUCUGGUCUGAUAAAACCAAGAUUGAACUCUUUGGCCUGAGGAAACCUGGACACCAUCCCUAAGGUGAAGCAUGGUGGUGGCAGCAUCAUGCUGUGGGGAUGUUUUUCAGCAGCAGGUACUGAGAGACUAGUCAGGAUCGAGGGAAAGAUGAACGGAGCAAAGUACAGAGAGAUCCUUGAUGAAAACCUGCUCCAGAGCACUCAGGAACUCAGACUGGGGCGAAGGUUCACCUUCCAACAGUACAACGACCCUAAGCACACAGCCAAGAGAACGCAGGAGUGGCUUCGGGACAAGUCUCUGAAUGUCCUUGAGUGGCCCAGCCAGAGCCCGGACUUGAACCCGAUCGAACAUCUCUGGAGAGACCUGAAAAUAGCUGUGUACCAAAGCUCCCCAUCCAACCUGACAGAGCUUGAGAGGAUCUGCAGAGAAUGGGAGAAACUCCCCAAAUACAGGUGUGCCAAGCUUGUAGCGUCAUACCCAAGAAGACUCAAGGCUGUAAUCGCUGCCAAGGUACUGAGUAAAGGGUCUGAAUACUUAUGUAAAUGUGAUAUUUUUUGGGGAAACAUUUCUGAACAUGUUUUUGUUUUGUCAUUGUGGGGUUUCAUCCAUUUUCAUCCAUUUUAGAAUAAGGCUGUACUGUAACAGAAUGUGGAAAAAGUGAAGGGGUCUGAAUACUUUCUGAAUGCACUGUAUCAUUUGUAUUUAUUAUGGAUCCCCAUUAGCUGCUGCCAAGGCAGCAGCUACUCUUCCUUGGUUCCAGCAAAAUUAAGGCAGUUCAUACAAUUUAAAAAACAUUACAAUACAUUCACAAAUUUCACAACACACUGUGUGCUCUCAGGCCCCUACUCCACCACUACCACAUAUCUACAGUACAGAAAUCCGUGUGUAUAGUGUGUGUGUAUUCAGGUGUCUGCGCCUAUGUUUGUGUUGCUUCACAGUCCCCGCUGUUCCAUAAGGUGCUUUUUUUAAUCCGUUUUUUAAAUCAAAUUUUACUACUUGCAUCAGUUACUUGAUGUGGAAUAGAGUUACAUGUAGUCAUGGCUCUAUGUAGUACUGUGCGCCUCCCAUUGUCUGUUCUGGACUUGGUGACUGUGAAGAGACCUCUGGUGGCAUGUCUUGUGGGGUAUGCAUGGGUGACCGAGCUGUGCGCAAGUAGCUCAAACAGACAGCUCGGUGCAUCCAACAUGUCAACACAUCUCAUAAACAUAAGUAGUGAUGAAGUCAAUCUCUCCUCCACUUUGAGCCAGGAGAGAUCGACAUGCAUAUUAUUAAUAUUAGCUCUCUGUGUACAUCCAAGGGCCAGCCGUGCUGCCCUGUUCUGAGCCAAUUGCAAUUUUCCUAAGUCCUUUUUUUGUGGCAACUGACCACACGACUGAACAGUAGUCCAAGUGUGACAAAACUAGGGCCUGUAGGACCUGCCUUGUUGAUAGUGCUGUUAAGAAGGUAGAGCAGAGCUUUAUUAUGGACAUACUUCUCCCCAUCUUAGCUACUGUUGUAUCAAUAUGUUUUGACCAUGACAGUUUACAAUCCAGGGUUACUCCAAGCAGUUUAGUCACCUCAACUUGCUUAAUUUCCACAUUAUUUAUUACAAGAUUUAGUUGAGUUUUAGGGUUUAGUGAAUGAUUUGUCUCAAAUACAAUGCUUUUAGUUUUAGAAAUAUUUAGGACUACCUUAUUCCUUGCCACCUACUCUGAAACUAACUGCAACUCUUUGUUAAGUGUUGCAGUCAUUUCAGUUGCUGUAGUAGCUGACAUGUAUAGUGUUGAGUCAUCCGCAUACAUAGACACUCUGGCUUUACUCAAAGCCAGUGGCAUGUCAUUAGUAAAGAUUAAAACAAAUAAUGGGCCUAGACAGCUGCCCUGGGGAAUUCUUGAUUCUACCUGAAUUAUGUUGGAGAGGCUUCCAUUAAAGAACACACUCUGUGUUCUGUUAGACGGGUAACUCUGUAUCCACAAAAUAGCAGGUGGAGUAAAGCCAUAACACAUACGUUUUUCCAGCAGCACACUAUGAUCGAUAAUGUCAAAAGCCGCACUGAAGUCUAACAAAACAGCCCCCACAAUCUUUUUAUCAUCAAUUUCUCUCAGCCAAUCAUCAGUCAUUUGUGUAAGUGCUGUGCUUGUUGUUGAAUGUCCUUCUCUAUAAGCAUGCUGAAAGUUUGUUGUCAAUUUGUUUACUGGAAAAUAGUAUUGUAUCUGGUCAAACACCAUUUUUUCCAAUAGUUUACUAAGGGUUGGUAACCGGCUAAUUGGUUGGCUAUUUGAGCCAGUAAAGGGGGCUUUACUAUUUUUAGGUAGCGGAAUGACUUUUGCUUCCCUCCAAGCCUGGGGGCACACACAUUCUAGUAGGCUUUAAUUGAAAAUAUGGCAAAUAGGAGUGGCAAUAUCCUCCGCUAUUAUCCUCAGUAAUUUUCCAUCCAAGUUGUCAGACCCCGGUGGCUUGUCAUUGUUGAUAGACAACAAUCAUUUUUUCACAUCUUCCACACUCACUUUACAGAAUUCAGAUUUACAAUGCUUGUCUUUCAUAAUUUGGUCAGAUAUACUUGUAUGUGUAGUGUCAGCAAUUGUUGUUGGCAUGUUAUGCCUAAGUUUGCUAAUCUUGCCAAUGAAAAAAAUCAUUAAAGUAGUUGGCAAUAUCAGUUGGUUUUGUGAUGAAUGAGCCAUCGGAUUCAAUGAAUGAUGGAGUUGAGUUUGCCUAUUUCCCAAAAUGUCAUUUAAGGUGCUCCAAAGCUUUUUACUAUCAUUCUUUAUGUCAUUUAUCUUUGUUUCAUAGUGUAGUUUCUUCUUCUUUUUAUUCAGUAUCAUUCUUACUUCUAUGGUUUGAACUCUGUACAGCGUUAGUAAUGUGUUCUCUCUUUUUAUGCCUCUUUCUCAGCAAGGGUCCACUAAGUCCCUGUCCCAUAAGAAGAGGAGCUCCCUUCCCAGGUACCAAACACUUUUUAUACUUUGUAGUAAAGGACUUGGAACGGGAUUCAAUCAAUAGCAGAUAGUGAUACAUGAAGCCAGUGAUACAAUCAGGGGUUAAAGUCCUCCGUCACUCCGACAGAUUUCCGUCAUAUGGACGUUUUGGAGAUGACAGCCUAAUACAGAAGUAUGUCUGUUCUACGAAAUACAUUCCCAAAUAAAUGUAUUCUCAACAACAACAAAAAAACAUAUGUUACAUUGUAUGUACGGCACAGACUUGCAUGAUUUUUUUUCUGACACUUCCCUUGAAGGGAAUAAGAUAAGUCUAUAAUGCGCUCCACCAGGGCCCUCAACUCAAACAGCAGUGUAGCCUACUGUAGCUGCUGGCAAAGUAAUUCAAAUCCUAAACUUUAUCAGUUAGGAUGUAACUUUCCAAGGCUAAAAAAUCAGACAACCCCAUAAUGGAAUAGUUUACCUAUUUCCCUAGUCAGCCUGUUGUUGUGUGUUCUAUGCUAGAUAAAUAUUCAUCUCAAGGCGCAUUCAAUUUGCAAGAGCCAUCAAAUCAAAUACAAUUUUAUUGGUCGCAUACACAUAUUUAGCAGAUGUUAUUGCGGGUGUAGCGAAAUGCUUGUGUUCCUAGCUCCAACAGUGCAGGAAUAUCUAACAAUACACACAAAUCUAAAAAGGUAAAGGAUGGAAUUAAGAAAUAUAGAACUAUUAGGCAGAGCAAUGUCGGAUUAUAUAAAGUACAUUCGGAAACUAUUCAGACCCCUUGACCUUUUCCACAUUUUCUUACGUUACAGCCAUAUUCUAAAAUUGAUUCAAUUAAUUAUUUUCCUCAUUCAUCUACACACAAUACCCCAUAAUGACGAAGCAAAAACAGGUUUUUAGAAAUGUUUGCAAAUGUAUUACCACUUGAAAACAGAAAUACCUUAUUUACAUAAAUAUUCAGACCCUUUGCUAUGAGACUUGAAAUUGAGAUCAGGUGCAUCCUGUUUCCAUUGAUCAUCUUUGAGAUGUUUCUACAACUUGAUUGGAGUCCACCUGUGGUAAAUUCAAUUGAUUGGACAUGAUUUUGAUGGGCACCCACCUGUCUAUAUAAGGUCCCACUGUUGACAGUGCAUGUCAGAGCAAAAACCAAGCCAUGAGGUCGAAGAAAUUGUCCGUAGAGCUCCGAGACAGGAUUGUGUCGAGGCACAGAUCUGGGAAGGGUACCAACACAUUUCUGCAGCAUUGAAGGUCCCCAAGAACACAGUGGCCUCCAUCAUUCUUAAAUGGAAGAAGUUUGGAACCACCAAGACACUUCCUAGAGCUGACCUCCCGUCCAAACUGAGCAAUCAGGGGAGAAGGGCCUUGGUCAGGGAGGUGACUAAGAACCCGAUGGUCACUCUGAUAGAGCUCCAGAGUUCCUCUGUGGAGAUGGGAGAACCUUCCAGAAGGACAACCAUCUCUGCAGCACUCUACCAAUCAGGCCUUUAUGGUAGAGUGGCCAGAUGGAAGCCACUCCUCAGUAAAAGGCACAUGACAGCCCGCUUGGAGUUUGCCAAAAGGCACCUAAAGACUCUCAGAUCAUGAGAAACAACAUUCUCUGGUCUGAUGAAACCAAGAUUGAACUCUUUGGCCUGAAUGCCAAGCAUUCCCUACGGUGAAGCGUGGUGGUGGCAGCAUCAUGCUGUGGGGAUGUUUUUCAGUGGCAGGGACUGGUAGACUGGUCAGGAUCGAGGCAAAGAUGAACAGAGCAAAGUACACCUGCUCCAGAGAGCUCAGGACCUUAGACUGGGCCGAAGGUUCACCUUCCAACAGGACAACGACCUUAAGCACACAGCCAAGACAACGCAGGAGUUGCUUCGGGACAAGUCUCUGAAUGUCCUUGAGUGGCCCAGCCAGAGCCCGGACUUGAACCCGAUCGAACAUCUCUGGAGAGACCUGAAAUGCUGCUGUGCAGCGACACUCCCCAUCCAACCUGACAGAGUUUGAGAGGAUCUGCAGAGAAGAAUGGGAGAAACUCUCCAAGUACAGGUGUGCCAAGCUUGUAGCGUCAUACCCAAGAAGACUCGAGGCUGUAAUCGCUGACAAACGUGCUUCAACAAAGUAUUGAGUAAAGGGUCUGAAUACUUAUGUAAAUGUGAUAUUUAAGUUUUUUAUUUUUAUACAUUUGCAAAAAUGUACAAACUUGUUUUUGCUUUGUCAUUAUGGGGUAUUGUGUGUAGAUUGAUGAGGGGGGGGGGAAAUACAAUUUAAUCCGUUUCAGAAUAAGGCUGUAACGUAACAAAAAUGUGGAAAAAGUGAAGGGGUCUGAAUACUUUUCCGAAUGCUAUGUAUAUAUGUGUGUGAUGGGAUGUAUAGACUAUAUGGAUAGAAUAUGUAGUAUAUCUGAAGAAUAGUAUAUGUACAGCAAUGGUUAAAUAGGAUAGGCAUUGACUAGAAUACAGUAUAUACAUAUGAAGUGGGUAAAAUGGUAUGUAAACAUUAUUAAAGUGACCAGUGUUCAAUGACUAUGUACAUAGGUUAGCAGCCUCUAAGGUGCAUGUUAGAGUAGCCGGCUAGUGACGGUGACUAAAGUUCAGGGCAGGGUACUGUGCGGAGGCCGGCUAGUGGUGACUAUUUAACAGUCUGAUGGCCUUGAGAUAUAAGUUUUUCAGUCACUCAUUCCAAGCUUUGAUUCACCUGUACUGACCUCACCUUCUAGAUGGUAGUGGGGUGAACAGGCCGUGGCUCGGGUGGCUGAGGUCGUUGAUGAUCUUCAUGGCCUUCGUGUGACACCAGGUGCUGUAGAUGUCCUGGAGGGCAGUGUUCCCCUAUUGAUGCAUUGGGCAGACCGCACCACCCUCUGGAGAGCCCUGCGGUUGCGGACGGUGCAGUUGCCGUACCAGGCGGUGAUACAGCCCGACAGGAUGCUCUAAAUGGUGCAUCUGUAAACGUUUCUGAGGGUCUUUGGGGCCAAGCUGAAUUUCUUCAGCCUCCUGAGGUUGAAGAGGUGCUGUUGCGCCUUCUUCACCACACUGUCUGUGUGGGUGGACCAUUUCAGAUUGUCAGUGAUAUGUACGCAGAGAAACUUCAAGCUUUUCAUCUUCUCCACUGCGGCCCCGUUGAUGUGGAUGCGGCUCCCUCUGCUGUCUCCUGAAGUCCACGAUCAGCUCCUUUGUUUUGUUGAGGGAGAGGUUAUUUUUCUGUCACCACUCUGCAUAGGAAGGGAAACAUGUAUUCUGAGUGACAAGCAGUCAUAGGUGUCGUGUCCCAUAGGCUAAAUGGAAUUGAACUUGCCAUAUAAUUACUUCUGUUUAUACAAAAAUACAUAAAAUCCACCAGAGAGCAUGGUUUAGUCACAGAAGAUCAUUAGCUUCUUUAAAAAUGUUUUACUGUGGAUUGUUUUAAAUCGCCAGAGUAUAACCUACAGUUGGGAUGCACACAAUUUGGGUAGCACUUACAACAUAUCAAAUAGCUGAUUGUUGAUUUGCGGCUGUUAGUGAAAAGCAUCUAAAAUAGGCCUAGGCCUAUCGCAAUAUUUCAGAAUACGGUGGCUGGGAAAAAAAGAGAGGAGACAAAGAAGAAACGGACAUGUCUUUAGUUAGGCUAUCAAAAUCCUGAACUCGCAAUAGGCUAUUGAGCGAACAGUAUCCUAUCUUACUGGCACUAUAGCAUUGGCCAUAUCCCCGGUGAGUGCGCAUAUUCACUGUCUUUAUCACAUGCUCCUGGAAAGUUUUUUGGGGACAAUAAUUUCCUCCUCCAGGGUAGAUGGACGUCAUAGUCUACAAUAUGUCUCCCCUUUUCAUAGGCCUUGAUUAGAUGGUUGCAUUCAAAGACAAGGUCGUUUUUUUAUUGAUCUCAGUUUGCCAGUGUCAGCAGAGUAGCCUACCCUUUCAUUUUUUUGGUAUUUAAGAUGCUGCUAUUGUCUCCAAUCAUGGAGAGUAAAAGUGUCAUAGAAUUGCAUGAAAUAUUUAUAUAAAAGGCCACAUUUUUUCUCAGAUUUCUCUCGGGUCCUCCUAAAACAUCUCCCUCUAGCUGGGGCUGAGCUCUGGAUGUGUGCAAAGAACAGAAAGGAAAAGAAAAUCAGAACGGUCUUUUUUUGCUAACAGUGAGUCAGUUCCCACUGGGCACAACUGGUUGAAUCAAGGUUGUUUCCAAUGUAAUUUGUCAGCGUAUUGUGACGUGAAAUCUACGUGCAAAAUACAUUGGAUUUGGAAAAAAAGUAAUUAACGUAAACUGUUGUUUUGAUGGUGAAAUGUCAACCACAUCAUGGUAACCGAAUUUCAACAUAGACAAACCUUGUACGAAAUAUAUUGAAUUUGUACCUUUAAAACAACGUCAGAUCUUCAACGUUAUAUCCAAUGUCAGAAAAAAAAACUAGGCUGGGCAGCACCUCCUACUGGAGAAUUGGUCUAUCUAUAGCUACCCUUUGGUCUCCCAUCCAGGGUUUUAACCAAAGCCCAGCCAUGCUUAGCUAUGAUAUUUGUCACUGACUAUUACCAAUGUGCUAUCAUGAGACUGAUUGUUGAGAGAUCUCCACUUAAAAACGAAAUAGAUUCACUGUAUCGAAGUCAUUCCAAAGGGUACGUUUAACAGAGCAAAUUAAAUGUGACCAUACACUCGUAUCAUCAAUAAUUCCAUUUAGGCCUAGAUAUGAUUUGCAGUCAUCAACAGCUAUUGUUUCAAUUCAACACAGAAUUAAACUAAAAAUAGAGUACAAUAGGCCUAGGGUUUCAAGCUCUGGUUGAUUUCAAGUGUAAUGAUAUUUAGUGAUAUUGAAUUGUGUUUGGUUGUCAAAGCAACAAAAUAUCAACAUUUGAAGGAGAUGUAUCUUCUGCUUGGAUAGUUCCAUCUGUGCCACUGAUUUAGUCUGGCUUUAAUUCCAGUUAGUCUACAAAUUAGUAAUUAGUAAUAUGUUGAAUUCACGUCUCCAACUCAACCAACAAUAAAAGUUAAAGAAUGGAAUUAAGCCAGUGCCUUCAGAAAGUAUUCAUACCACUUGACGUAUUCCUAAUGAAAUAUCUCAUUUACAUAAGUAUCUACACCUCUGAGUCAGUACUUUGUAGAAGCACCUAUGGCAGCGAUUACAGCUGUGAGUCUUUCUGGGCAAGUCUCUAAGAGCUUUCCACACCUGGAUUGUGCAACAUUUGCUCAUUAUUCUUUUCAAAAUUCUUCAAGCUCUUGCAAAUGGUUUGUUGUUCAUUGCUAGACAACCAUGUUCAGGUCUUGCCAUAGAUUUUAAAGUAGAUUUAAGUCAAAACUGUAACUCGGCCACUCAGGAACAUUUACUGUCUUCUUGGUAAGCAACUCCAGUGUAGAUUUGGCCUUGUGUUUUAGGUUAUUGCCCUGCUGAAAGGUGAAUUCAUCUCCCAGUGUCUGGUGGAAAGCAGACUGCACCACGUUUUCCUCUAGGAUUUUGCCUGUGCUUAGCUUCAUUCCAUGUCUUUUUUAUCCUGAAAAUCUCCCCAGUCCUUAACGAUUACAAGCAUACCCAUAACAUGAUGCACCCACCACUAUGCUUGACAGUCUGGAGAGUGGUACUCAUUAAUGUGUUGAAUUGGAUUUGCCCCAAAUAUAUAACACUUUAUAUUCAGGGCAAAAAGUGAAUUGCUUUGCCACAUCAGUAUUACUUUAGGGCCUUGUUGCAAACAGGAUACAUAUUUUGGAAUAUAUUUUUUCUGUACAGGCUUUCUUCUUUUUGCUCUGUCAAUUAAGUUAGCAUUGUGGAGUAACUACAAUGUUGUUUAUCAAUCCUCAGUUUCCCCUAUCACAGCCAUCAAACUCUGUUUUAAAGUCACCAUUGGCCUCAUGGUGAAAUCCCUGAGCGGUUAGGGAGGACACCUGUAUCUUUGUAGUGACUGGAUGUAUUGAUACACCAUCCAAAGUGUAAUUAAUAACUUCACCAUGCUCAAAGGGAUAUUCAAUGUCUGCUUUUUUUUUUACCCAUCUACCCUUCUUUGCUAGGCAUUGGAAAACCUCCCUGGUCUUUGUGGUUGAAUCUGUGUUUGAAAUUCACUGCUCAACUGAAGGACCUUACAGAUAAUUGUAUGUGUGGGUUACAGAGAUCAGGUAGUCAUUCAAAACACUAUUAUUGCACACAGAGUGAGUCCAUGGAAUGUAUUAUGUGACUUGUUAAGCAAAGGUUUACUCCUGAACUUAUUCAGGCAUGCCAAAACAAGGGGUUGGAUACUUAUUGAAUCAAGACAUUUCAGCGUUUCAUAUUUUAAUUAAUUUGUAAAGUUUUUUUAAAAUUACAUUCCACUUUGACAUUAUGGGGUUUUGUGUGUAGGCCAGUGACAAAAUAAAUCUAAACUUUAUCAAUUUUAAAGACAACAAAAUGUGGAAGAAGUCGAGGGGUGUGAAUACUUUCUGAAAGCACUGUAAUUUCAACUGCAAUCCAGAUCAUUUGGUUCUGCUAUUAGAUGAAGCACAGUGAUAAUACAUUAAUCUGUUGUAUAAAUAAACAAAAUAUCUGACAUUGUAUUCCCAUUUGAACUUUGCUGUGCUUUUAAAUGGUUGAAAGUGCAGUGAUAGACAUUUGAAAUUAAACCAACUUUUGGGUGUCUUUUUGAGUGGGUGUAUAUAGGUUUUUAUCUCAUUGAUCAACGUCUCAACCAAAUACAGUGGAGGCUCCUCAGAGGAGGAAGGGGAGGACCAUCCUCAUCAGUGAAUUUCAUAAAAAUAAUACAUAUCCUUUUUAUCCUUUUUAGAUAAAACUAUACUAAAUAUAAUGAUGUCACCAAAUAAUUGAUUAAAACACACUAUUUUGCAAAGGUCUACAGUAGCCUCAACAGCACUCUGUAGGGUCGCACCAUGGUGUAGCUGGACGACAGCUAGCUUCCGUCCUCCUCUGGGAACAUUAACUUCAAUACAAACCCUAGGAGGCUCAUGGUUCUCACCCCCUUCUAUAGACUUACACAGUAAUUAUGACAACUUCCGGAGGAGGAAUACAAUGUGGCUGCUAUGAAAGUGAACUGUAUUUACGCGUGAUCAGGGGUGUAUUCAUUACGCCGAUUCUGUUGAAAGCGUUUCUUAAACGGAAGCAAACGGAACAAACAAGGAUAAACAUACCUGAAUUUGUCCAAUAGAAACUCUAGCUUGCAACUGUAUAGACUAAUGAUUACACCCUAUAUCAGCUAGACACAGGCAAGACUGUGCAAGGCGGUAUUAAAUGUCACUGUCUGUCCAUGUGUCACCUCAAAUUUGUCUCUCGACCUGUGUGCACCUACAUUGUAAACUUUAAUUCAUAGGCUAGGUUGUAGCAACCUCAUGAUGGGUGUAGGGAAAAUUUAGUAUCAUGUAGUAGCCCAAACCUGUCGCUGUUAAAUUGAACUGGGUGAAUGGAAUAUGAAUGAGAGUCAUCCAAUAUGCUUUAAUAGAAAUAAGGCCAUGCUCAUUUUUAAAAAAUCGUCCUCCCUCAUCUUAAACAGCAUUUUUUUUAUUAUUAUUUUUGUUAAUAAAUAUUUUUGCUUCCCCUAACUUGAAACUUAUGCGCCGCCUAUGCAAGCAGUCAAUGCACAACAAUUCUUAAUGCAAUCACAGUGAAAACACUUUUGUGUUUUGGCCGUUGUUAAAAAAAGAGGGGAUCCCAGCUUUCCAUUGCUAACAUGUUUAUUUCUCUACUCCUACAAUUGCUUGCGUGGCAUCGUUUUAAAAAUGCAGUUACAACCACACAACCGGAGUUUAGGCGCAGCUGCGCAACAGAGCUCUUAAAGGUUCAAUGGCAUCUUAAAAGGGCAAUGACAUACUUUGUAAUAUAAUCAUUAUUAAUAACAAUUUUUUAUAAUAAUAAUUAAUUAUAACAAUCAGGAUGUCCAAUGGAGGUAAUGGGGUAAAUGCAGAUGGAAGAAUUGCUUCAACCUAUGUAUUUAUAGCCACUAUGCUGCAUCAGUUGGGCUACAGGUGAUAAUGCUUAUUGCUAAUGGGACAUCUGAUAAUACAGAUCAUGCAUAGGCUAUAUGCAUGGUCCAAUAUGUUAAAAUAAUUGUAACGUAAUUUUUACCAGUAUAAUAUUAGGCUUAUUUUGGAAAGGUGGAAAUUAUAUUUUAGAUGGUGUCAGCAUAAUUGUAUUUUCUUUCAUUUUGGAGUAAAAGGCACCAGAACUGAGUUUCUCAGUCCUACAUAGAAAUUAUUCCGGGGGAGGACCCCGGACCCACUAAGAAAGGGGACUGGAAUUGGUCAAAUUCGAAUGAUCCUCAUUCCCUAAAAGCAUGAUGGUCAUGAUUUUUUUUUACGUGAAAGGGGAGGUUAACUUGGCCCCAGACAAUCGAUCUGAGAUUGUCUUAAGAAGUCAUGGGAUUUGUUUUGCUUUAACAUUUACAUUUACAUUUUAGUCAUUUAGCAGACACUCUUAUCCAGAGCGACUUACAGUUAGUGAAUGCAUACAUGUUUUUUUUCAUUGUUUUUUUUCAUACUGGCCCCCCGUGGGAAACGAACCCACAUCCCUUCCGGCCAAACCCUCCCCUACCUUAGACGACGCUGGACCAAUUGUGCGCCGCCCAUGGGUAUAACCCCAGGAUAUAAUAAAUGAAAGAGAUGAACUGACUGCCUCUCUCUCUCUCUCAUCUCUCUCCUCUCCUCCAGGAGUAAGAGUGUGGAGUGUGUGAUGGAGAGAGUGAUGGCAAGGCACUAUGACUUUGACCUCACCUACAUCACUGAGAGGAUCAUCUCUGUUUUCUUCCUGCCCGAUCUGGAAGAACAACGUUACUGUGGCAACUUACAGGAAGUGGCCGCCAUGCUCAAGUCCAAACACCAAGACAAGUUCCUGGUGAGUUGGGGGGGAAUGAGUACCGUACUUGGAAAAAGGCAAUUCACACAUCCAAAAUGUGAACGUUCAGGCCCCAAACAUAACAAAGUAGACCGAAACAGGUAAGGACUACCUGGGGAUUUGUCCAAUGAGAAACAUUCAUUUUUAUUUUCAGUUAUGAAACAUUUAAAAAACGUUUUCUAUUGCGUGUGCUAAUGUACUUUUUCCAGUGCGUGUGCUAAUGUACAUGACUUUGGUGCUGGGUACAUCAAUCGAUACAUAUGACUAACAAGAGGCCUGCAUACUCCCAAAAGUUGAUUCAUUGUCUAUGUCAGCCAGGGGUGGGUCGACAACCUGAGAUGGUCGAUGUAGGUGCAGGCUUUUGCUCCAGCCAAGCAGUAACACACCUAAUUCAACUUAUCAACUAAUCAUAGUCCUCAAUCGAGGCUUUGAGUUUUAAAAUUAGGUUACUGCUGGGCUGGAGCAAAAGCCUGCACCUUCACUGGCCUCGCAAGGUAAGGUUGCCCACAUCUGGGCACAUAUUCACAGAGUGUCUCAGAGUAGGAGUGCUGAUCUGGGAUCCGGGCCCCCCUGUCCAUGUAAUCUUAUUCAUUAUGAUCCAAAAGGCAAAACUGAUCCUAGAUCAGCACUCACUAAUCUGAGUAUGGGCCCUGGUCUGAAUGAAGAUGAAAGGACACAAUUUGUUGAAUGAUGCAGUGUAUUACACAACAGUAUACUCAGUCUGCCAUCUCAUAAAGUUAGUAAACAUUUGAGACAAUGUGUUGCCAAUGCUUGUUUCUCCCCUACAUUUUUAUAAAAACCGAAACAAAGAUGUGUUUGUUCGUGGUCCGUGAACAACAGUGUUUUCUAUCACAAUCUGUGAAUGAUUACGAACCACUGAGCUUGCGCCAUCUUCUUCCAUUACUCUUUUAUAUAAACUCAGCAAACUGCGUUUAUUUUCAGCAAACUUAAUGUGUUAAUAUUUGUACGAACAUAACAAAAUUCAACAACUGAGACAUAAACUGAACAAGUUCCACAGACAUGUGACUAACAGAAAUUGAAUAAUGUGUCCCUGAACAAAGGGGGGGAUCAAAAUCAAAAGUAACACUCAGAAUCUGGUGUGGCCACCAGAUGCACCACCAGAUGCAUCUCCUCCUCAUGGACUGCACCAGAUUUGCCAGUUAUUGCUGUGAGAUGUUACCCCACUCUUCCACCAAGGCACCUGCAAGUUCCCAGACAUUUCUGGGGGGAAUUUAACCUUUUUUAGUCAUUUAGCAGACGCUCUAAUCCAGAGUGCAUACAUGUAUUUUAUUUUUUUCAUACUGGCUCCCCGUGGGAAUCGAACCCACAACCCUGGCGUUGCAAGCGCCAUGCUCUACCAACUGAGCUACACAGGGCCCAGUUGUAUUUUUUAGUGAUCCAAUUUACAUUUUAGUGAUUUAGCAGACGCUCUUAUCCAGAGCGACUUACAAUUAGUGAGUGUAUACAUUUUUCAUACUGACCCCCCUAGCCCUCACCCUCCGAUCCAACAGGUCCCAGACAUGCUCAAUGGGAUUGAGAUCCGUGCUCUUCGCUGGCCAUGGCAGAACACUGACAUUCCUGUCUUGCAGGAAAUCACGCACAGAACGAGCAGUAUGGCUGGUGGCAUUGUUAUGCUGGAGGGUCAUGUCAGGAUGGGUACCACAUGAGGGAGGAGGAUCUCUUCCCUGUAACGCACAGCGUUGAGAUUGCCUGCAAUGACAACAAGCUCAGUCCGAUGAUGCUGUGACACACCGCCCCAGACCAUGACGGACCCUCCACCUCCAAAUCGAUCCCGCUCCAGAGUACAGGCCUCGGUGUAACGCUCAUUCCUUCGAUGAUAAAUGCGAAUCCGACCAUUGCCCCUGGUGAGACAAAACUGCGACUCAUCAGUGAAGAGCACUUUUUGCCAGUCCUGUCUGGUCCAGCGACGGUGGGUUUGUGCCCAUAGGCGACGUUGUUGCCGGUGAUGUCUGGUGAGGACCUGCCUUACAACAGGCCUACAAGCCCUCAGUCCAGCCUCUCUCAGCCUAUUGCGGACAGUCUGAGCACUGAUGGAGGGAUUGUGCGUUCCUGGUGUAACUCGGGCAGUUGUUGUUGCCAUCCUGUACCUGUGCCGCAGGUGUGAUGUUCGGAUGUACUGAUCCUGGCAGGUGUUGUUACACGUGAUCUGCCACUACGAGGAUGAUCAGCUGUCCGUCCUGUCUCCCUGUAGCGCUGUCUUAAGCGUCUCACAGUACGGACAUUGCAAUUUAUUGCCCUGGCCACAUCUGCAGUCCUCAUGCCUUCUUGCAGCAUGCCUAAGGCACAUUCACACAGAUGAGCAGGGACCCUGGGCAUCUUUCUUUUGGUGUUUUUCAGAGUCAGUAGAAAGGCCUCUUUAGUGUCCUAGGUUUUCAUAACUUUGACCUUAAUUGCCUACCAUCUGUAAGCUGUUAGUGUCUUAACGACCGUUCCACAGCUGCAUGUUCAUUAAUUGUAUAUGGUUAAUUGAACAAGCAUGGGAAACAGUGUUUAAACCCUUUACAAUGAAGAUCUGUGAAGUUAUUUGGAUUUUUAUGAAUUAUCUUUGAAAGACAGGGUCCUGAAAAAGGGACGUUUCUUUUUUUGCCGAGUUUAGUUAGCAAGUGACGAUUGCUCAUUCUUAGGGCCCGGUUGGGUAUAUUAACUAUGUUACUGUGUGGUGUUAUAAAGAAGCAAUACAAUCAGUAUAUUGUUCUUUUGUAACAGAAGGUAAUUGUUUUGCUCCACCCAGCACUUCAAUGUAACGUUUUGUGCAUAUUAUGUCAGACAAUUUGUAGUCAAUGUUGAGACAACGUUGUGUGGUUGUUGUGUGGUUACUGGGUAUGACAUUGUUGAUUUCCUCUUCUCUUUGUCUCAAUGUCUGCCUCUCCCAGCUCUUAAACCUGUCUGAGAAGCGUCAUGACAUCACCAGACUCCACCCCAAGGUAGGAUGACCACCAUAGUGAUGCAAUAUACCUGUAAUUGAGUGUGUGAGGACCGCACUCCAGAGUGCUACUAGUACAGUGCUCUCAAAUUCUGGUUCCGAUGGACUGCUUCCCAUAGAAGGUUUAUCCAGAGAUGGAUAACUUCACUGUGUGUGCCAAACUCAGGUUGAAGACUUUGGUUGGCCAGACCUGCAUGCCCCUCCCCUGGACAAGAUCUGUGCCAUGUGUAAGGCCAUGGAGACCUGGCUCACCUCUGACCCCGGCAACGUGGUAGUCCUGCACUGCAAGGUCAGGGGAGAUGCUCUACUGUUGUGUUGUUGCAUUGUUUGUAUUGUGUUGUUUGUUCUGUUCAAAUAUGUCCAGUUAGCCUACAUGUCUCUCUCUCUUUUUCUUUCCUUUUCUCUAUCACAGGGAAACAAGGGGAAGACGGGGGUCAUUGUGGCUGCCUACAUGCACUACAGCAAGAUAUCUGCAGGGUAUGUGAUGACUGUGUGUGUGCGUGAAUGUGUACGUACUGUCAAAGUCUUAUUGACGCCGUACGUGGGUACACUUGUACAGAGAGUUAUUGAUACUGUGUUUGUGUGUGUGCAGGGUGGACCAGGCCCUGAACACUCUGGCCAUGAGGAAGUUCUGUGAAGAUAAAGUUUCCUCCUCGCUACAGCCCUCUCAAAACAGGCAAGAGCAUCUCUCUUUUAUGUCUUGCCACUUUCCCUCCAUCUUUCCAACUUUUCUCCUCCUUGUAUAUUGUAGCUAGGUUGUCACCUAUUUGAGUCUGCACAUCCCUCCUAAUUCUAAACGCCCCAAUCUUUCUCCCACCUCUCUUUCUUCUCUUCCCCAGGUAUAUCUACUACUUUGGUGGUCUGCUGUCGGGGGCGAUCAGGAUGAAUAGCAGUCCUCUGUUCCUCCACCAGGUCCUCAUCCCCAGCCUGCCGAACUUCCAGGCAGCAGGAGGAGGUCAGUGUCCCACUGUCCUCCUGUACAAUGUGAUGUAGUACUGUCAAAUCGGAGUUGUUUCAACUUGAAAAGAUAACUUACCACAAUGCCUUCCUCUUCUUUUUAAGAUGCAAAUGAGGAGGUCCAUGUGUGGCUAUCAAAUGAGUUGGAACUUGUUAGUUUAGUACUGUUAAGGCGUCAGCAUUCUUCAGUUCAGUUGGCGCCUAGCCGAGCUCGGUGUGAACCGAACGAGUGUGCUUUCGUACUUCCUUAAAAGACCUUCGCUUGAAAAACGAGAAAGAAGCGGCAAUAGUACUGUUUGUCCAUUUUGAGACGCCGUAGCCAGUAUACACUUCCUCAAAAUACUCAGAAUUAAUCUAAGAUAACUCAAGAAAUAUGUCAUUAAUUUUGACCUUUUUGCCGAGGUGAUCUAAGAUGUUGGGUGCAGUAUUUCUCAAUUAAAAAAUAUGCAUGAGAACAAGUCGUCUCUCAUUGAAUGACAUCAAAGACUUUAUUGAAGAAUCCCUACUGUUAAACAAAUAACCAAAGAAGGGGCGUAGACUUCGGCUACCGACUUCGGCUUGCCUUGAGAACUUUUUGUGUGCCCGAACAGCUGAAAAAAGUCCAGAACAAACAAAAACGUCACAAAAUGUUGUGUCGUCAUAAUAUAUGCACUAAGUAUUCCGAACUGUUUCGGCUUGGAAGCAUGUGGACGCCUUUAGGAGUAUUAAUAUGAGUAUUUUUUAGAAUUUGCAUCUAGAAUUUCUUUCACUUCAAACAACUUUGGGGGGAUAUAUUGCCUCCUCUUCUUCUUUAAUGACCUCACAUCAACACCAUCUUUCUCCCCCUGCUGUCUCUCCACUCCUUCAUUCCUACACUCACUCGCUUUCUGUGCAGGUUAUUAUCCUUUCCUGAAGAUCUACCAGUCUCUACAGCUGGUCUACACAUCAGGCAUUUAGUGAGUUAAUUAUGUUGUUAAUACUAUAUGAUCAGUACAUUUUUCACUCUGUUCCCUUUCCACCUUCAGACACGGUAGGUACUUGGGUACCUUUGUUGGGACUUUGUUUAUAUGUGCUACCGCCUGUGUUUACAUGUGUAAUGGUCUGUGUUUAUUCCAACUGAACAUUGUUUGUCUGUGUUUUAUGUUGAGGUGUGUUUUACAGAUGUUCGAAUGUGUUUUGACUAUGUUUUCGUCUGUCUCUGUGUAGCGACCCCCAGGGCUCCAGGGCGAGAAAGCUGUGUGUGACACUCGAGCCGGCGCUACUGCUGAAGGGGGACGUCAUGGUGAGUGUUAAACAAAAUGGACACACAGGAACUAGUCAUCACUCCUCUCCAUCUUUAUCUACCAGUCCCCUCUCCUUUUCUCUUUGACCCUUUCAACAGCUCAUAUCUGUAAAGCUCCAGCCAUGGAUCCACAUUCAGGCAAAUUAUCCUCCAUGUUGCCACCAAAUAUUCCAUGACAAUAACAUUGUAAUUUGAACUAGAAUGUAAUUGUCUUGGAGCUUUUGCAUCUAACAUGGCCCCUAUUAGUUAUCCUAAGUCUCAAACACAGUGCUUGUGUAAAUAAUAGUGUGGCCACAUAAUCUCUCUCUGUGUUUCUCUUUCUCUCUUUCUUGUCUCUCUCCCCAGGUGAAAUGCUACCACCGGCGGCCACAUGGCUCAGAGAGGGAGGCGGUGUUCAGGCUGCAGUUCCACACCUGUACGGUCCAUGGAGCUCAGCUGUGGUUCGGCAAAGGAGAGCUGGACCUGGCCUGUGCAGGUAGGUACCAGGGGUCUGAUUGGCCAGCAGUAUACCACCCAUAAUCCCACUGCUGGCUUUCCUCUGAAGGUAAGCAGGGUUGGUCCUGGUCAGUCCCUGGAUGGAAGACCAGAUGCUUCUGGGAGUGGUGUUGGGUGGCCAGUAGGAGGCACUCUAUUCUCUGGUCUAAAAAAAUAGCCCAAUGCCCCAGAGCAGUGAUUGGGGACAUUGCCCUGUGUAGGGUGCCGUCUUUCUGAUGGGACGUUAAACGGGUGUCCUGACUCUCUGUGGUCACUAAAGAUCCCAUGGCACUUAUCGUAAGAGUAGGGAUGUUAACCCCGGUGUCCUGAUUAAAUUCCCAAUCUGGCCCUCAUACCAUCAUAGCCACCUAAUCAUCCCCAGCUUCCAAUUGGCUCAUUCAUCCCCCCUCAUCUCCCCUGUAACUAUUCCCCAGGUCGUUGCUGUAAAUGAGAAUGUGUUCUCAGUCAACUUACGUGGUAAAAUAAGAUUUAAAUAAAAUAAAAGUAAAUAAAAUAGAGGGGAACGUCGGGGAGUUUAGGAAGGAGGGAGAGGGGAGGAGGGAGAAGGGAAUGAUUGUGUUUCAGGACGAAGUGCAAUCGCUUAUUAUUUGAAGCAGUCAGACAGACGCUCAAGCACACACUCUCACUGGCUCGCACGCACGCUCAGUCACAUACACAGAUAUCUGACUCCGAAAAUACAAGAAACAAAAUGAUGACAUUAUUUAACAAAUCUUUUCAAAUAGUAUAUUGAUAUACAAAUAAACAAUGUAUUAGCAAACGUACACCUACCAAUAGCCUAACUAAUACCUCAGAAGCAGAGAGGAAGCCCAUCUUCACUGCCAACUCCAACACCCCUGGUAUGGCCUCCAUCUCCUCAUCAGAAAAGAGCCACUGCACGUCAGAGCUCCCAUGUUGCCUCUGCUGUGGAGGUUCCACUACUUCUUCGUCCUCAGUGUCCACAGAGUCAGACCAGGCCUGUCUCUUCUGUGUCACUGGGUGCAUGUGGGCGUCUCUCUCAAAGUCAGCCCUCUGCAUCAGCUCUCUGUAGUAGAAGGCUUGAAGCUGUCAAAAGCACUCGUAAAAGCACUGGAUGUUGUACUGGAGCAUGUUGUACUGGAGUAUGUGGACAUGAAUGUGUACCAGAAGUCCUGUUCCAUGUAAAACUCUGGGAGACUGGUGGCGGCUGCCUGCACUGGUACAGAAUAGAGCAAGGGCGAGGUAGAUGGAGGCACUUACAGAGCUGGUGAACACGGGCUGAGUUGUACACCAGUCUCCCUCCCCUGCAGCAGAGACUGACUGGACUGGACUCGGCUGGGGCUAGAAGUGAGACUGAAUGUCUGUAGGGCUGAGACUUCCUCAACAUCUGAGGCAGCAGGCGGGUGAAUCGUCCCCAUGUAUAUGACAUCGUCAUCCUCCUCCUCUGUCCACUCUGUCCAAAGGGACAGCACCAAGGAUGGUGUCCAAGGAAGAUGCUGAAUUCGGCACAUUUUAUAUGAUCUUCGAUAGCAGAGACAAGUCUAGGGCCCUAUAAAAUCUGCGUUGCGGAAUCACAGAAUCCAGGAAUGCUCCUGUCUGUGUGUGUGCGCGUAUGUCUACAAUUUGUGUAGCCGUUAGCGAUGAUGCUAAUGAUAACCUUCUGGUAGAGAUGGAAAGGCUUUUCAUACAGAAACAUUGCUAAACAUUAACAUUUUAUAUUAAAAAAGUGAGAUUUUAAGAGUGAAAACUGGGAAAAACUUAAAUAAUAAUAGAUUUUAUAGGGCCCUACAAGUCUCAAGUCUAGGCUUGGGGCUUUUGCCACCAAAACUGAAUUCCAAACAAACAUUGUCCCCUACCAACCAAACAUUCUCAAUUCUAAAAUUCUAAAACAUUUGAUAUGCUUGAUUGUGAUAUCAUCGUAUUCAAAUGCAAUUUGUAUUGUUUGAAUCAAAAUUGCCAUGGCAGUGAAAUAGAAUGGGCAUGGACUGUUUCAAAUCAAAAUAGAAUGGCUUGAGCUGCUAUCUUCGAUUAUGAUGUCUUAACAUUCUAACAUUACAAUUACAUUUGUCAUUACAGAGUUAUUACAGAUUUGUUUUCAUUUCAAGUUACCAUAUUUUAAAUAUAAUUCAAGAGUACAUACGGCAACAAAGAAUAUAUAUAUCUUGAAACAUGUUGUUUAUUCCAACACAAAUAAAAUGACUUGUUCUAAAAAACUAAACAAAAACAUCUGCGUUCUGCCAGAAUCUGUUUCCUUGAAAUGGUUCAACUGUACAUCCCCCCACUAGAAUCCCCAUACUUUAAUGAAGACAGCUUCUCCAUCCUGGAGGGGGAAAUCAAUCAUUUCCAUGCCCAGGGACAUGUACUAAUCUGUGGCAACCUAAAUGCCAGAACUGGACAAGAAUCUGACACCCUCAGCACAUGGGGACAAACACCUACCUGGAAGUGACAGCAUUCCCUCCUCCAUAUGCCCCUCUAGGCACAACUACGACAACAAAAACGGGUCACAACUCCUGCAGCUCUGUCGCAAGCUGGGUAUGUACAUAGUAAAUGGUAGGCUUCGAUGGGACUCCUAUGGUAGGUACACCUAUAGCUCAUCUCUUGGCAGUAGUACUGUAGACUACUUUCUCACUGACCUCAACCCAGAGUCUCUCAGGGCGUUCACAGUCAGCCCACUGUCACCCCUAUCAGAUCACAGCAAAAUCACAGUCUACUUGAACAGAGCAAUACUCAGUCAUGAGGCAUCAAAGCCAAAGGAACUGAAUAAUAUUAAGAAAUGCUAUAGAUGGAAGGAAAGUAGUGUGGAAACCUACCAAAAAACAAUUAGGCAACAACAAAUUCAAUCCCUUUUAGACAACUUCCUGGACAAAACGUUUCACUGUAAUAGUGAAGGUGUAAACUUGGUAGUAGAAAACCUAAACAGUAUUUUUGACCUCUCAGCUUUCCUAUCAAAUCUAAAAAUGUCAAGCAGAAAACCUAAGAAAAUUAACAACAAUGGUUUGAUGAAGAAUGUAAGAACCUAAGAAAGAAAUUAAGAAACCUAUCCAACCAAAAACAGAGACCCAGAAAACCUGAGCCUAUGCUAUGCCUUCACAAUGGUGAAUCACUAAAACAAAACAGAAAUACACUAUGGAAAAAGAAGGAACAGCACAUCAGAAAUCAGCUCAAUGUAAUUGAAGAAUCCAUAGACUCUAACCACUUAUGGGAAAAUUGGAAAACACUAAACAAACAACAACACAAAGAGUUAUCUAUCCAAAACGGAGAUGUAUGGAUAAACCACUUCUCCAAUCUUUUUGGCUCUUAUCAAAGAACAAACAGCAAAAACAUGUACAUGAUCAAAUACAAAUCUUAGAAUCAACUAUUAAAGACUACCAGAACCCACUGGAUUCUCCAAUUACAUUGAAUGAACUACAGGACAAAAUACAAACCCUCCAAUCCAAAAAGUCCUGUGGUGUUGAUGGUAUCCUAAAUGAAAUGAUAAAAUAUACAGACCACAAAUUCCAAUUGGCUAUACUUAAACUCUUUAACAUCAUCCUUAGCUCUGGCAUCUUCCCCAAUAUUUGGAACCAAGGACUGAUCACCCCAAUCCACAUAAGUGGGGAUAAAUUUGACACCAAUAACUACCGUGGGAUAUGCGUCAACAGCAACCUUGGGAAAAUCCUCUGCAUUAUCAUUAACAGCAGACUCGUACAUUUCCAAGUGUCAAAUUGGCAUUUUACCAUACGACAGACCACGUACUCACCCUGCACACCCUAAUUGAUCAAACAAACAAACCAAAACAAAGGCAAAGUCUUCUCAUUCUUUGUUGAUUUCAAAAAAGCUUUUGACUCAAUUUGGCAUGACCCACAUUUUGCUACAAAUUGAAGGAUAGUGGUGUUGGGGUAAAAACAUACAAUAUUAUAAAAUCCAUGUACACAAACAACAAGUGUGCAGUUAAAAUUGGCAAAAAACACACAUUUCUUUCCACAGGGCCUUGGGGUGAGACAGGGAUGCAGCUUAAGCCCCACCCUCUUCAACAUAUAUAUCAACGAAUUGGCAAGGGCACUAGAACAGUCUACAGCACCCGGCCUCACCCUACUAGAAUCUGAAGUCAAAUGUCUACUGUUUGCUGAUGAUCUGGUGCAUCUGUCCCCAACCAAGGAGGGCCUACAGCAGCACCUAGAUCUUCUGCACAGAUUCUGUGAGACCUGGGCCCUGACAGUAAAUCUCAGUAAGACAAAAAAAUUAUGGUGUUCCAAAAAAGGUCCAGUUGCCAGGACCACAAAUACAAAUUCCAUCUAGACACCGUUGCCCUAGAGCACACAAAAAACUAUACAUACCUCGGCCUAAACAUCAGCGCCACAGGUAACUUCCACAAAGCUGUGAACGAUCUGAGAGACAAGGCAAGAAGUGCCUUCUGUGCCAUCAAAAGGAACAUAAAAUUUGACAUACCAAUUAGGAUCUGGCAAAAAAAUAAUUGAAUCAGUUAUAGAACCCAUUGCCCUUUAUGGUUGUGAGGUCUGGGUUCCGCUCACCAUCUAAGAAGUCACACAAUGGGACAAACACCAAAUUGAGACUUUGCAUGCAGAAUUCUGCAAAACCCGCUAAUUAUCAAAAUCCAGAAAAGAGCCGUUAAUUUCUACAACCACCGAAAAGGAAGCGAUUCCCAAACCUUCCAUAACAAAGCCAUCACCUACAGAGAGAUGAGCCUGGAGAAGAGUCCCCUAAGCAAGCUGGUCCUAGGGCUCUGUUCACAAACACAAACAGACCCCACAGACCCCAGGACAGCAAUUAGACCUAACCAAAUCAUGAGAAAACAAAAAUAUAAUUACUUGACACAUUGGAAAGAAUUAACAAAAAAACCAGAGCUAUUUGGCCCUAAACAGAGAGUACACAGUGGCAGAAUACCUGACCACUGUGACUGACCCAAACAUAAGGAAAGCUUUGACUAUGUACAGACUCAGUGAGCAUAGCCUUUCCCCGGGCGCCGAUGACGUGGAUGUCAAUUAAGGUAGCCCCCCGCACCUCUCUGAUUCAGAGGGGUUGGGUUAAAUGAGGAAGACACAUUUCAGUUGAAUACAUUCAGUUGUACAACUGACUAGGUAUGCCCCUUUCCCUUUCCUUGCUAUUGAGAAAGGCCGCCGUAGGCAGACCUGGCUCUCAAGAGAAGACAGGCUAUGUGCACUCUGCCCACAAAAUGAGGUGGAAACUGAGCUGCACUUCCUAACCUCCUGCCAAACUCCCAUAUCUAUCGGGUGAAAUACCACAGUGUGCCAUCACAGCAACAAGAUUUGUGACCUGUUGCCACAAGAAAAGGGCAGUGAAGAACAAACACCAUUGUAAAUACAACUCAUAUAUAUGUUUAUUUUCCCUUUUGUACUUUAACCAUUUGCACAUAAUGACAUUUGAAAAGUAUUUUGAGAGUGUAAUGUUUACUGUAAUUUUUUUGAGAGAGAGAGAGAGAGAAGAGAGAGAGAGAGAGAGAGAGAGAGAGAGCGAGAGAGAGAGCGAGAGAGAGAGAGAGAGAGAGAGAGAGAGAGAGAGAGAGAGAGAGAGAGAGAGAGAGAGAGAGAGAGAGAGAAUUUUCUGUGAUGUUUAGUUUAUCUCUCUGUAGAUGACCGGUUCCCUCCAGAUGCUACAGUGGAGUUUAUCUUCUCCUACGGCCCAGAGAAAAUGAAAGGUACUGUUUGUAUGCGUUUUAACAUACUUGUUAUUGUUUGUAUACUGUAUGCCUGUGUAUACGUCUGUGCAGUCCAGAAGUGUGUGUUAUAUCUUACUUCUCUUUCUUCACAGGGCGAGAGUACCGUAAGAGCGACCCCUCUGUUACAGUGGACUACAACACUUCAGACCCUGUGGUGCGCUGGGACUCCUAUGAGAACUUCAACCUUCACCACCAGGAUAGCAUUGAGGGUAAGGGUGAAACACACGCGCACACACACACUUACAGACAAACAGACACCCAUACACACUAUAUCAUGCAUGCACAUACACACACACACACACACACACAAACACACACACACACAAACCUAUACCACCAGGACACCUCAGAGAGAACACACACACACUCACAGCUAACCCUGUAUCCCUCUCUAAUUGUCAGACAUCUCCCAUACGCGGGGCCCCCUGGAUGGCAGCCUGUACGCCCAGGUGAAGAAGCGUCGGGGCCCAGCAUGUGUCGGUGCCUCUGGGGCCUCUCCCAAUGGAUGCCCCUCAAGCAGCCCCACAGCCAAGCCCCAGGCCCAGCCUCAAACCCAGCCCCUGUCCCUCAGCUCCGACUCGGGGCACUCCUCCACCCCCAUCAGAACACCUGGAGGACCCCCCUCCUCGCCCCCUGUCCCGUCUGGAGAAAGAGAAGGAAGAGAUGGAUGGUCUUCUGAGGAGGGUAGAGGGGGAGGGCGGAGGAAGGGAAAGGGUGAGGCAGAGGGAGAGGGACAGGGAGACGGCCAUUUUGGAUGACGGAGAGUCUGUGCCGGACGGAGGGUCGAAGCGGGAGCAGCGGUCAUGUUGCAUUCAAGCGGGCCAUGGUCCAAGAUGUCAGAGGUGUGGGGAGGCACCGGGUUGGGAGAGGGCGAGAGAGAGGGAGCCAUGCCUUGCAAAUGGACAUUAUAUGGACCGCUGUAACAGAACCAAGGGGAAUCCAAAGAGCCGAACGCUACCCGCCUUACCCUCCCAGCUGCCCGCGUCUCCUCGCCCUCUCUCGCCCCACCUGAACUUGUGCCAUCGCCAUAGCGCCCAUCCCCUGCCCGAGUUGCCGUGGGAACACCCUCCACCCCCUUUACCCUGUCUCCAUCGUCCCUGCUACCCCUACCCUGCCCCUGAAAACGUCCACCCACACACCCACACCCUCCCGGCCUCCAAUAGGGUCUUCUGUGGCAGGGAGGAGUGUCAGCUCUUUCAUUACCCCGCCCACGCCCCCCUUUCCCCUCGUCUCUCCCACCAAUCGCUGCCCUCCAGUCCAUAUAGGGAGAUGUUUUACAGCCCGGCGGCUCCUCCUCCUGGUGGCUGCCCAUGUCAGGACUGCACCUGCAGGCGAGAGCACCAAUCGGCUUCAGCCAGAGCCUUCCACCCGCUGCGCCCGGACCAACCAGAGAGCCCACACUGGGCUCGAGGGCGGGACUCUGAGCUAUGGGACAGGGAGGCGGGGCUGAGGCGGGGGAGAGAGUGGCCUCCUCAACUUUGGAAGGCGGAGAAUCUGUGGGAUGCGGAGCGAAAGGCAGAGUUUUGGCAGCGGUCAGUGGGAGGGAUGUCGUCCUAUAGAGGCUAUCAGUCCCCUCUGGAUCAAGGUCACGACCCUUCUGUUUUCCUGCUGGGCCCUAACCUGCCUGGGUACCCCAGCCCCCACCCCCUCCUGGACAACCCCCGUGGUAGCAGUGGGUACCACACCCCUCAACCCCCCCUACACUCCUGCCCCUGCGAGCCCUACCAGCAGGCCUCCCCCUCAGAGAGCCACGGGAGCCGGGGGUACGCCUCGGGGUACCAGUCCGUGUCUGCCUCGCCCCUGCCCCCUGGUGGCCCAAACACUGGUGCCUCCCCCUCUGAACCACUCGCCGAUCGGCAGCAACAGACUGAUGGGCACAAUGGUAAGUGACGCAAUCUCGUACUGUAUUAUGCACAUGUUUACACUAGAUGGAUCAGAUCUAACUGGACCUUCUUUCUCUUACUCUCCCUCUCUCUUUCUCUAUCUCUCUCUUCUCUCUAGGUGUGUUAGAGGUGGUGCAGAACAGUGUGGGUAUGGAGGACUCUUCUUCCCAGGGGUCAUUGGGGCAAGCAGAGGUUGAUGGACAGCCCGCUUGCCCCACCCCCUUAUCAGACUCUGAUCCAGACUACACAGCUAUCACCAGCAGCCCUGCACACAGUGAAGACAGGUGGGUAACCCUCAGUCUCCUGUUAUGUGUCCAGGUGUUGGGUGAAGUUGCCUCUAGUUGCUGAUUUUGGGUCAGUUUUGCAUUUUCCCUACAAAGGCCAUACACAUUUGAUUUACUGUAUAACGGAUGCCCCGCUUCACAUUUCUCAAAAAAUCAACAACCAAAACAUUUUAUUUUACAUAUAUUCUUUAAAAAAACAUGUUUUGUAGAUACUUUAAGAUGAUUUGGGCAUUUAAUUUGUUCGACAUUGCAACUUAACCCUCCCGUUGUCCUAGGGUCAAAAUGACCCGCCACUGUGUUGAACCAACUUUAUUUAAUUUUUAUAUUUUUUGGAUCAUUUGUGAGAAGGAGGCAGUGAUACUUUCUUUAAAGUCUCACUGCCUCCUUCUCACAAAUGAUCCCAAAAAUAUAAAAAAUAAAUAAAGUUGGUUCAACACAGUGGCGGGUCAUUUUGACCCUAGGACAACGGGAGGGUUUAAUAGAUGCUAGUCAGCCUGCAGUGAACACUUACAUCUAAGCUAAGAUGAAUGACUAAACUACAGGCCUCCUGUAGCUCAGUUGGUAGAGCAUGGUGCUUGCAAUGCCAGGGUUGUGGGUUCGAUUCCCACGGGGGGGCAGUAUGAAAAAUGUAUGCACUCACUAACUGUAAGUCGCUCUGGAUAAGAGCGUCUGCUAAAUGACUCAAAUGUAAAAAAUGUAACUACAAUAGGUACAUUUCCUGAAGAAAAUGUGUGUGCUUGCUUCAGCUGUCUAAAGAAAAUAACUGAUAAAUAUAUACAGUGGGGAAAAAAAGUAUUUAGUCAGCCACCAAUUGUGCAAGUUCUCCCACUUAAAAAGAUGAGAGAGGCCUGUAAUUUUCAUCAUAGGUACACGUCAACUAUGACAGACAAAUUGAGAAAAAAAAUUCCAGAAAAUCCCAUUGUAGGAUUUUUAAUGAAUUUAUUUGCAAAUUAUGGUGGAAAAUAAGUAUUUGGUCACCUACAAACAAGCAAGAUUUCUGGCUCUCACAGACCUGUAACUUCUUCUUUAAGAGGCUCCUCUGUCCUCCACUCGUUACCUGUAUUAAUGGCACCUGUUUGAACUUGUUAUCAGUAUAUAAGACACCUGUCCACAACCUCAAACAGUCACACUCCAAACUCCACAAUGGCCAAGACCAAAGAGCUGUCAAAGGACACCAAAAACAAAAUUGUAGACCUGCACCAGGCUGGGAAGACUGAAUCUGCAAUAGGUAAGCAGCUUGGUUUGAAGAAAUCAACUGUGGGAGCAAUUAUUAGGAAAUGGAAGACAUACAAGACCACUGAUAAUCUAUCUCGAUCUGGGGCUCCACGCAAGAUCUCACCCCGUGGGGUCAAAAUGAUCACAAGAACGGUGAGCAAAAAUCCCAGAACCACACGGGGGGACCUAGUGAAUGACCUGCAGAGAGCUGGGACCAAAGUAACAAAGCCUACCAUCAGUAACACACUACGCCGCCAGGGACUCAAAUCCUGCAGUGCGAGACGUGUCCCCCUGCUUAAGCCAGUACAUGUCCAGGCCCGUCUGAAGUGCAUUUGGAUGAUCCAGAAGAGGAUUGGGAGAAUGUCAUACGGUCAGAUGAAACCAAAAUAUAACUUUUAGGUAAAAACUCAACUCGUCAUGUUUGGAGGACAAAGAAUGCUGAGUUGCAUCCAAAGAACACCAUACCUACUGUGAAGCAUGGGGUUGGAAACAUCAUGCUUUGGGGCUGUUUUUCUGCAAAGAGACCAGGACGACUAAUCCGUGUAAAGGAAAGAAUGAAUGGGGCCAUGUAUCGUGAGAUUUUGAGUGAAAUCCUCCUUCCAUCAGCAAGGGCAUUGAAGAUGAAACGUGGCUGGGUCUUUCAGCAUGACAAUGAUCCCAAACACACCGCCCGGGCAACGAAGGAGUGGCUUCGUAAGAAGCAUUUCAAGGUCCUGGUGUGGCCUAGCCAGUCUCCAGAUCUCAACCCCAUAGAAAAUCUUUGGAGGGAGUUGAAAGUCUGUGUUGCCCAGUGACAGCCCCAAAACAUCACUGCUCUAGAGGAGAUCUGCAUGGAGGAAUGGGCCAAAAUACCAGCAACAGUGUGUGAAAACCUUGUGAAGACUUACAGAAAACGUUUGACCUGUGUCAUUGCCAACAAAGGGUAUAAAACAAAGUUUUGAGAAACUUUUGUUAUUGACCAAAUACUUAUUUUCCACCAUCAUAUGCCAAUAAAUUCAUAAAAAAUCCUACAAUGUGAUUUUCUGGAUGUUUUUUUCUCAUUUUGUCUGUCAUAGUUGACGUGUAUCUAUGAUGAAAAUUACAGGCCUCUCUCAUCUUUUUAAGUGGGAGAACUUGCACAAUUGGUGGCUGACUAAAUACUUUUUUUCCCCACUGUAACGGAAAAGUGGUGCGUGCAUAUGUAUUCACCCCCUUUGCUAUGAAGCCCCUAAAUAAGAUCUGGUGAAACCAAUUACCUUCAGAACUCACAUAAUUAGUUAAAUAAAGUCCACCUGUGUGCAAUCUAAGUGUCACAUGAUCUGUCACAUGAUCUCAGUAUAUAUACACCUGUUCUGAAAGGCCCCAGAGUCUGCAACACUACUAAGCAAGGGGCACCAUCAAGCAAGCGGCACCAUGAAGACCAAGGAGCACUCCAAACAGGUCAGGGUUGGGUUAUACAAAAAUAUCAGAAACUUUGAACAUCCCACGGAGCACCAUUCAAAUCCGUUAUUAAAAAUUGGAAAGAAUAUGGCACCACAACAAACCUGCCAAGAGACGGCCACCCACCAAAACUCACGGACCAGGCAAGGAGGGCAUUAAUCAGAGAGACAACAAAGAGACCAAGGAUAACCCUGAAGGAGCUGCAAAGCUCCACAGCGGAGAUUGGAGUAUCUGUCCAUAGGACCACUUUAAGCCUUAUUCUUCACAGAGCUGGGCACAUGCCUUUGGUGAACAAAGCUUAUUUUUUUCUUUAAGCAAUGGCUUUUUUCUGGCCACUCUUCCGUAAAUUGCUUAAAGAAAAAAAUAAGCUUUGUUCACCAAAGGCAUGUGGGAGACUCCCCAAACAUAUGGAAGAAGGUACUCUGGUCAGAUGAGACUAAAAUUGAGCUUUUUGGCCAUUAAGGAAAACGUUAUGUCUGGCGCAAACCCAACACCUCUCAUCACCCUGAAAACACCAUCCCCACAGUGAGCAUGGUGGUGGCAGCAUCAUGCUGUGGGGAUGUUUUUCAUCGGCAGGGACUGGGAAACUGGUCAGAAUUGAAGGAAUGAUGGAUGGCGCUAAAUACAGGGAAAUUCUUGAGGGAAACCUGUUUCAGUCUUCCAGAGAUUUGAGACUGGGACGGAGGUUCACCUUCCAGCAGGACAAUGACCCUAAACACACUGCUAAAGCAACACUCGAGUGGUUUAAGGGGAAACAUUUAAAUGUCUUGGAAUGGCCUAGUCAAAGCCCAGACCUCAAUCCAAUUGAGAAUCUGUGGUAUGACUUUAAGAUUGCUGUUUUGCCUUGAAGAAUGGGCAAACAUCCCAGUGGCUAGAUGUGCCAAGCUUAUAGAGACAUACCCCAAGAGACUUGCUGCUGUAAUUGCUGCAAAAGGUGGCUCUACAAAAUAAUGACUUUGGGGGGGUGAAUAGUUAUGCACGCUCAAGUUCUGUUUUUUUGUCUUAUUUCUUGUUUGUUUCACAAUAGAAAAUAUUUUGCAUCUUCAAAGUGGUAGGCAUGUUGUGUAAAUCAAAUGAUACAACCCCCCCCCCAAAAUCCAUUUUAAUUCCAGGUUGUAAGGCAACAAAAUAGGAAAAAUGACAAGGGGGGUGAAUACUCUCGCAAGCCACUGUAUCACAAAACACAUUUUUGUAUUUACAAAUACUAUGUUUCCCUGUAUUGUUGGCAUUUCCCUCUACUGUGUCAUCACCUACCUCUUCUAUGUUGUCUUUGGUACACUGAGUAGAAACUAACAUUCUAAUGUAUCUGCUCUAGUGAGAAGAAGCCAGAUGAAGACAAGAUGUGUGACCCCACCGAGGGUUCCACCUGGAGUCCUCCAGCAGGCCCCCAGGAGCCCCAGGAGCCAAGUCAAGGGCCCCAGCAGAUAGAGUCCUUCAGUGGGGCCCCAGUGUCUGAAGCCUCACCCUCCCACUCCACCAUGCAGGAGCCUAACACCAACAGCAACAGUAGCACGCCAGAAACCGAAUGGACUCUGCCGAAUGGACACUCCACGACACCACCAAAGUUGGCGGAGACACAAAACCAAGAUGACAUCUCUUCUUCUGAAGAGACCGUACAGAUGCCGAAUGAACGCGUAAACCCUACUGGCUCAACCCAAGUGCACACUGUAAGUGUAAGUGUGCAUCCACCUCCAACUACAGCUGAAGAUGGAGAAUUGAAGGUCGUAGAGAGUGUAACAGAGGGGUCUAGCGGAACUGAGAUGUCCACUCCGGCCGCCUCUGUCCCGAACCCAAGGCAUUCAUUCGUCCCAGUCCAAGUGCAACUCAAUGGCACCGCCCUUCCCAGUGACUCCCCCCAGUCAGAAAAAGGCAGUGGCACAUCCCUGACCCCUUGUUCCAGCCCCAGCUCCGCCCCUACCUCUCUGCACCUUUACAUUGGCUCCCCAGAGCGAUGCCCCUCCCCUCAGCUCUCUCCAUUGGACACGGACCCAGCUGGGCGAAGACUGACCCCUGUGAGUGACAGCGACCACAAACCCCCGUCGCCUGUCCCAGAUGGGUACAACACCCCCACCUUUCCCCUGGCGUCCUAUUACUACCCUCUACUCAACGUGCCCCACGUCCCCUACUCAGGCUACAGCGCCGUCACCAUCCCCGCCACCCAGCCCCCACUCCCCGAAAAGAGGCACCUGUCCUCAAUGCCAGGGUCCCCCAACGGGUACGGCUCCCAGUCUCUUCUUAGGGCCUCCCUGGGUGCCAUAGGACCUAUGGGUCUCUCUCCCCAGUCCAGCCUCCUCCAGGUCACCUUCUCACCCCCGGUGAGGGAGCUCCCCCCGUCUAUCAGACGAGGACUGGCGCCCCCUGGUGUCAGAGAGGAGGUGGUGGAGAGCAGUAAGGUCAAUGCCAAGUUUGUCCAGGACAGCUCCAAGUUCUGGUACAAGCCUAGCAUCUCAAGAGACCAAGGUAAGGGUGCAGGCCUCUACUGAGAUUUUGAAGGGUUCUCACUUUAUGUGGAUAGUCCCCCACAUAUGAUCUAGUGUCAACUGCAACUUUGUUUAUAUGCAAACAUCUGGUACUAUAUUAUCUUGAGUUGAGAAACACUGUUGUAGUGUAUAUUUUCUAAAUGAAAGUCUUAGUAACUCAUUUCUUCCAUGAUACGUGUUUCUUCUCCCUCCAUGUAGCCAUCGCUGUGUUGAAGGACAAGGAGCCGGGGUCCUUCCUGAUCCGGGACAGUAGCUCCUUCCAAGGGGCCUACGGCCUGGCCCUCAAGGUGGCCAGCCAUCCUUCAAACAACGUCAACAACGCUUGUAGUAAAGGUAACGGCAGUGACAGAUUCAAUUCAAUUAAUAUUUAUGCUCCCAAAAGGCAAAGGCCAUGGUUUUGGUUCAUGUAACAGUUUACUAACUUUACUGUUUUGCUUUAUCAUAAUUUCAUUUUUGUUGGAAGAUUAAGCUAAAGAAAGGGUGAGCGUUCUUAUUUGGCAAUGCCUGUUGUGCACUACUUAUGAACAGUUCACUACUAUGACCAGCGUAGUUGUUGUUGAUACUAUGGCAACUACAACUAGCUAGCAUUCAUUGAGGUCUACCUCUCUCUCUUCUCGUUCUCUCUCUCUCUCUCCCUUCCUCUCUCCUUUUCUCUGUCUGUCUCAGUGGAUUCUCAGGAGCAGCUGGUCAGACAUUUCCUCAUAGAGACGGGCUCGCGGGGGGUCAAGAUAAAGGGCUGUCAGAACGAGUCCUAUUUCGGUGAGUCCUAUUUCCGUCCUUCAGAUGUCGCUGUUGGCCUCACAUUUACGUCUAUCAUUGCUCUAAUACCCUUUUCACACUAUCGUACACCGCAGACCCAAACCGUAGACCUACUGUGCUGGCUCAGAUAUUUUUCAGUUGACAUUGUCUUCACAGCACAAUUCCAGCAACUAUGGUGGAUGCGUAACCAGGCCAGCGCUGUACAACUAUACUCGACUCAGUAGUGUGAAAAUGGUGACUUCCCUUCCUCGCCUCCUCUCCUUCACCUGUGCUGAUCUGAUAUGCGUCUGUGUUUUAGGAAGUUUAACUGCCUUGGUGUACCAGCACUCCAUCACUCCUAUCUCCCUGCCAUGUGCCCUGUGCAUCCCAGAGAAAGGUAAAUCCCUCAAAUACAUUACUUUUAAUCGAACAAUAUGCGGCAGAUACUACGUGUGUAUCAAUAGCGCAUAGGCUAUAUAUGUGCACUACAUAAUAUACAAUGUAUAUUUACAUUAGAAAGAGUGUAUGGGGUGCAUGUGAAGUGUGUAUUGGGAGUGUGUUGUGUGUUUGUGUUGUGUAUAUACACAGUGUUUGCAUGGUUUAAAGGUGAGUCAUGGGAAGAUGUUGUCCUAACGUUGUCACUGUGUUCCAGAUCUGGUUGGAGAGCUGCAGGAGAUUCAUAGUGCCAGCAACACCAGUACUGCAGCGGACCUCCUCAAACAGGGCGCAGGUAAGAGAGAGUUCAAACUUGAAAUGUCAAAUACAGCUGCAAUGCAGGCUUUGGCCAGUAGUGGUACCUGAAUCACCACAGAGAGAUAGGAAAACAUCGUGGAAUGCUAGCAUGAUUUAGCAAAUAUAGUCACCCCAUUUACAUCAAUCCACACUCACUGUCUAUCAUUGCAUGAAGCUCGGCAAGAUCAUCUCAAGUUAGGUUUGCCUUGUGUAGGUGUGACAUGACCCAAUUCCAUCUCUAAAUACUGCUCAUGUUAAUCCAUGGAAAUCCAUCAUUCCAAAUCUCCCUCCCUCCCUCCCUCCCUCCCUCCCUCCCUGACCACCUCUCCCUCACUCCAUCUCUCUCUCGAUCCCCCUCUCUUUCUCUCUAUCCCUCCCUCUCUCUCUCCAUCCAUCCCUCCCUCUCUCUCUCCAUCCCUCCCUCCCUCCCUCUCUCUCUCCAUCCCUCCCUCCCUCCAGCCUGUAAUGUACUCUACUUGAACUCUGUGGAGACAGAGUCACUGACGGGGCCUCAGGCUGUCUCCAAGGCGACCAGGUGCACUCUGACCCAGAGUCCUCGGCCCACCGCCUCUGUGGUCCACUUCAAAGUAUCCACUCAGGGCAUCACGCUGACUGACAGCCAGAGAAGGUGUGUACUACCUGGGUUAGGAUUAGGCCUACACCUAACCUAGUCUGUUUUAGAUCCAAAAUCAAAUGCUUUCUAAACAAAAGGUGUAGAAUAACAGUGAAAUGCUUACUUACCCAGCAAUGCAGAGAUUUCCUGUUGUUGAAAUAAUAGAAAAAUAGUAAAAGAAUAACACAAGGAAUAAAUGCACAAUGAGUAACGCUAACUUUGCUAUAUACACAGUGUACCAGUACCGAGUCCAUGUGCAGGGGUACGAAGUAAUUGAGGUAGAUAUGUACAUACACUACAUGACCAGAAGUAUGUGGACACUUGCUCGUCAAACAUCUCAUUCCACAAUCAUGGGCAUUAAUAUGGAGUUGGUCCCCUCUUUGCUGCUAUAACAGCCUCCACUCUUCUGGGAAGGCUUUUCACUAGAUGUUAGAACAUUGCUGCGGGGACUUGCUUCCAUUCACCCACAACAGCAUUAGUGAGGUUGGGCAAUGAUAUUGGGUAAUUGGGCCUGGCUCGCAGGCGGCAUUCCAAUUCAUCCCAAAGGUGUUGAGGUCAGGACAGUCAAGUUCUUCCACACCGAACUCGACAAACCAUUUCUGUAUGGACCUGUCAUGCUGAAACAGGAAAGGGCCUUCCCAAAACUGUUGCCACAAAGUUGGAAGCACAGAAUCAUCUAGAAUGUCACUGUACGCUGUAGCGUUCUCCCUUCACUAGAACUAAGGAGCCUAGUACGAACCAUGAAAAACAGCCCCAGACCAUUAUUCCUCCUCCACCAAACUUUACAGUUGGCACUAUGCAUUCUGGCAGGUAGUGUUCUCCUGGCAUCCGCCAAACCCAGAUUCGUCCGUUCGACUGCCAGAUGGUGAAGCUUGAUUCAUCACGCCAGAGAACGCGUGUCCACUGCUCCAGAGUCCAAUGGCAGGGAGCUUUACACCACUCCAGCCGAUGCUUGGAAUUGCGCAUGGUGAUCUUAGGCUGCUCGGCCAUGGAAACCCAUUUCAUGAAGCUCCCGACGAACAGUUCUUGUGCUGACGUUAAUCCAGAGGCAGUUUGGAACUCGGUAGUGAGUGUUGCAACCGAGGACAGACGAUUUUUACGUGCUAUGCGCUUCAACACUCGGCGGUCCCGUUCUAUGAGCUUGUGUGGCCUACCACUUCGCACCUGAGUUGUUGUUGCUCCUAGACAUUUCCACUUCAAAAUAACAGCACUUACCGUUGACCGGGGCAGCUCUAACAGGGCAGAAAUAUGAUUAACUGACUUGUUGGAAAGGUGGCAUCCUAUGACGGUACCACAUUGAAAGUCACUGAGCUCUUCAGUAAGGCUAUUCUACUGCCAAUGUUUGUCUAUGGAGAUUGCAUGGCUGUGUGCUCGAUUUUAUACACCUGACAGCAACUGGAGUUGCUGAAAUAGCCGAAUCCACUAAUUUGAAGGGGUGUCCACAUACUUUUGUAAAUAUAGUGUAUACAGUGGCUUGCGAAAGUAUUUACCCCCCUUGGCAUUUUUCCUAUUUUGUUCCCACGGGGGGCCAGUAUGAAAAAAUGUAUGCACUCACUAACUGUAAGUCACUCUGGAAAAGAGCGUCUGCUAAAUUACUGAAAUGAUAAUUAUUCACCCCCCCCAAAGUCAAUACUUUGUAGAGCCACCUUUUGCAGCAAUUACAGCUGCAAGUCUCUUGGGGUAUGUCUCUAUAAGCUUGGCACAUCUAGCCACUGCGAUUAUUGCCCAUUCUUCAAGGCAAAACUGCUCCAGCUCCUUCAAGUUGGAUGGGUUCCGCUGGUGUACAGCAAUCUUUAAGUCAUACCACAGAUUCUCAAUUGGAUUGAGGUCUGGGCUCUGACUAGGCCAUUCCAAGACAUUUAAAUGUUUCCCCUUAAACCACUCGAGUGUUGCUUUAGCAGUAUGCUUAGGGUCAUUGUCCUGCUGGAAGGUGAACCAGUCCAAUUGAAGUGGGUCUAGGGUGACAGGUAAGGUAGAGGUGAUAUGAUCCUUGACUAGUCUCUCAAAGCACUUCAUGAUGACAGAGGUGAGUGCUACAAGGCGAUAGUCAUUUAGUUCAGUUACCUUUGCUUUCUUGGCUACAGGAACAAUGGUGGCCAUCUUGAAGCAUGUGGGAACAGCAGACUGGGAAAGGGAGAGAUUGAAUAUGUCCAUAAACACACCAGCCAGCUGGUCUGCCCAUGCUCUGAGGACGCGGCUAGGGACGCCGUCUGGGCCGGCAGCCUUGCGGGGGUUAACAUGCUUAAAUGUCUUAAUCACGUCGGCCACGGAGAAGGAGAGGCCACAGUCCUUGGUAGUGGGCCUCGUCAGUGGCACUGUGUUAUCCUCAAAGCGAACGAAGAGAUGUUUAGCUUGUCUGGAAGCGAGACGUCGGUGUCGGCGACCUGGCUGGUUUUCCUUUUGUAGUCCGUGAUUGUCUGUAGAUCCUGCCACAUACGUCUCGUGUCUAAGCCGUUGAAUUGCGACUCCACUUUGUCUCUAUACUGAUGUUUUGCCAGUUUAAUUGCCUUGCGGAGUGAGUAGCUACACUGUUUGUAUUCUGCCAUAUUCCCAGUCACCUUGCCAUGGUUGAAUGUGGUGGUUCGCGCUUUCAGAUUGGCGCGAAUUCUGCCAUCUAUCCACGGUUUCUGGUUAGGGUAGGUUUUAAAAGUCACAGUGGGCACAACAUCACCUAUACACUUCCUGAUAAACUCAGUCACCGUUUCAGUGUAUUCGUCUAAAUUAUUUUCGGAAGCUACCCGGAACAUAUCCCAGUCCGUGUGAUCAAAACAAUCUUGAAGCGUGGAUUCCGAUUGGUCAGAACAGCGUUGAAUAGUCCUUAGCACGGGUAUAUACUGCCUAUAGGAAGGGAGGAGCAAAAUGGAGUCGUGGUCAGAUUUGCCGAAAGAAGGGCGGGGGAGGGCCUUAUAACCAUCCCGGAAGUUCGAAUAGCAAUGGUCGAGGAUUUUGGCAGCCCGAGUACAACAGUCGAUAUGUUGAUGAACUUCGGCAGCCUAGUCCUCAAAUUUGGUUUGUUAAAAUCCCCGGCUACAAUAAAUGCAGCCUCGGGAUAUGUGGUUUCCAGUUUGCAUAAAGUCCAGUGAAGUUCUUUGAGGGCCGUCAGGGUAUCGGCUUGAGGGGGGAUAUACAAGGCCGUGACUAUAACCGAAGAAAAUUAUCUUGGGAGAUAAUACGGUCGGCAUUUGAUUGUGAGGAGCGCCACCUCUGGGUGAGCAUUUUCUUCUUUGCUUCUGGCCCUAUACAGCUCAUUGAGUGCGGUCUUGGUGCCAGCAUCGGUUUGUGGUUUUGAUGGUGGAAACAUUAUGUACAAAAAAAGGUUCAGAUCAGCACAAAAUAAAUACACAAAAUAGCACAAUUGGUCAGGAGCCUGUAAAACGGUCGCUAUUCCCUCCAGCGCCAUUCCAGUUCCUAUGGCUAUCAUAUGUACAGUGGGGAAAAAAAGUAUUUAGUCAGCCACCAAUUGUGCAAGUUCUCCCACUUAAAAAGAUGAGAGAGGCCUGUAAUUUUCAUCAUAGGUACACGUCAACUAUGACAGACAAAAUGAGAAAAAAAAUCCAGAAAAUCACAUUGUAGGAUUUUUUAUGAAUUUAUUUGCAAAUUAUGGUGGAAAAUAAGUAUUUGGUCAAUAACAAAAGUUUCUCAAUACUUUGUUAUAUACCCUUUGUUGGCAAUGACACAGGUCAAACGUUUUCUGUAAGUCUUCACAAGGUUUUCACACACUGUUGCUGGUAUUUUGGCCCAUUCCUCCAUGCAGAUCUCCUCUAGAGCAGUGAUGUUUUGGGGCUGUCGCUGGACAACACGGACUUUCAACUCCCUCCAAAGAUUUUCUAUGGGGUUGAGAUCUGGAGACUGGCUAGGCCACUCCAGGACCUUGAAAUGCUUCUUACGAAGCCACUCCUUCGUUGCCCGGGCGGUGUGUUUGGGAUCAUUGUCAUGCUGAAAGACCCAGCCAUGUUUCAUCUUCAAUGCCCUUGCUGAUGGAAGGAGGUUUUCACUCAAAAUCUCACGAUACAUGGCCCCAUUCAUUCUUUCCUUUACACGGAUCAGUCGUCCUGGUCCCUUUGCAGAAAAACAGCCCCAAAGCAUGAUGUUUCCACCCCCAUGCUUCACAGUAGGUAUGGUGUUCUUUGGAUGCAAUUCAGCAUUCUUUGUCCUCCAAACACGACGAGUUGAGUUUUUACCAAAAAGUUAUAUUUUGGUUUCAUCUGACCAUAUGACAUUCUCCCAAUCCUCUUCUGGAUCACCCAAAUGCACUCUAGCAAACUUCAGACGGGCCUGGACAUGUACUGGCUGGCACUGCAGGAUUUGAGUCCCUGGCGGCGUAGUGUGUUACUGAUAGUAGGCUUUGUUACUUUGGUCCCAGCUCUCUGCAGGUCAUUUACUAGGUCCCCCCGUGUGGUUCUCUGAUUUUUGCUCACCGUUCUUGUGAUCAUUUUGACCCCACGGGGUGAGAUCUUGCGUGGAGCCCCAGAUCGAGGGAGAUUAUCAGUGGUCUUGUGUGUCUUCCAUUUCCUAAUAAUUGCUCCCAGAGUUGAUUUCUUCAAACCAAGCUGCUUACCUAUUGCAGAUUCAGUCUUCCCAGCCUGGUGCAGGUCUACAAUUUUGUUUCUGGUGUCCUUUGACAGCUCUUUGGUCUUGGCCAUAGUGGAGUUUGGAGUGUGACUGUUUGAGGUUGUGGACAGGUGUCUUUUUAUACUGAUAACAAGUUCAAACAGGUGCCAUUAAUACAGGUAACGAGUGGAGGACAGAGGAGCCUCUUAAAGAAGAAGUUACAGGUCUGUGAGAGACAGAAAUCUUGCUUGUUUGUAGGUGACCAAAUACUUAUUUUCCACCAUAAUUUGCAAAUAAAUUCAUUAAAAAUCCUACAAUGUGAUUUUCUGGAUUUUUUUUUCUCAAUUUGUCUGUCAUAGUUGACGUGUACCUAUGAUGCAAAUUACAGGCCUCUCUCAUCUUUUUAAGUGGGAGAACUUGCACAAUUGGUGGCUGACUAAAUACUUUUUUUCCCCACUGUAGAUAGAUGUCUUGAUUCCAGUGUUUCAAAUCUUAUCCAACUUUUUAAAAGUUAAAACUAUUUGAAGGGAUUUUAAAUAUACAGUAUCAAUAUACUUUUACAUGAAAUUUUUGUAUCAUUCUUUGAGUCUACAGAAUAACUUAUGUUUAUCAUUGCUGGCACCUAUUCUCAUAACUAACCAAAUUCUUAUAUUCUUUAUUUUUAAUGGAACUUAAACCUCAGUAGAGCUAUCUUUUUGUUUAGGGAUACACACUAUCAUCCUCUGACUGUUUUUUCCCCGUCUCCUUUUACCCACCUUUCAUCCUCUCCUAUCUUUUCCUCAGACUCUUUUUCAGGAGACACUACCCCAUCAACAGUGUGACCUUCAGCAGCGUGGAUCCUCAGGACCAGAGGUGGGCCCAACGUCAGGCAAACGUUAGAGUAACCUUUAGACAACACAUGGAACGAUAGGUUCUGACACUCUAGCUUUAUGUCAAUAUGCAACCACUGUCACAGACCGUGUUUCUAUGUGAAUACCACCGAAUGAACAGUGAAAAAUUAUGUGUUGAGCAAAUACAGACCAUAAGGGUCUUUAACUAUGUAGUGAUGUUGACCUUGUGUUUUGUCAUUGCUAAACACUGCUUCAUUUGGUACACAUAUAUUGCAUUGUGGUUUAGGGUUGGGGUCAAUUCAUCUCGUUCAAUGUUAUUUCAAAUCGAAUUGAUCCCAACCCUGUUGUGGCUAAAUGUGGUAGGGUUAAUAACUGUAUUAACCCUGUAUUGCACUAUUAUGGCUGAACACUGUUACAGCUAGAAGGUUGAAUGUUUCUAAAUACUGGUACAGUAUAAACCUCUUUGUGUAGUGUGCAACUAUAGUACAACAGCUGUGACUGUAUGACUGCUCUUCUUGGUCUAUUUGAGAAGCUCUAUCUGUCUCAUCCUUCAUGUGAUUCUCUAAGCCUUGUCUUUAUGUCCCUGUCUGUCUGCCUGUCUGUCUGCUUCAGGUGGACUAAUUCUGAUAAGUCAAGCAAGUAAGUGCUUGUGUGUGUCUCUGCUUGUGUCUGUGUGUGUGGAUAGCAUUAUGUGUGUGCAUGGCAAUUUAUCAUACUGUACUCCUCUUUUAUAAAAUAUUACUUUUAUCAAAUUGAUUCUUACAUUUAAUGAUCCUUAAAAGAUAAGUUAAUAUAAGUCAAGUGAUGUUUCUUCUCAUACAGUGGCUUGCGAAAGUAUUCACCCCCCUUGGCAUUUUCCUAUUUUGUUGCCUUACAACCUGGAAUUAAAAUAGAUUUUUUGGGGGGUGGGUUGUAUCAUUUGAUUUACACAACAUGCCUACCACUUUGAAGAUGCAAAAUAUUUUUUCUUGUGAAACAAACAACAAACAAGAAAUAAGACCAAAAAAAACAGAACUUGAGCAUGCUUAACUAUUCACCCCCCCAAAGUCAAUACUUUGUAGAGCCCCUUAAACCACUCAAGUGUUGCUUUAGCAGUAUGCUUAGGGUCAUUGUCCUGCUGGAAGGUGAACCUCUGUCCCAGUCUCAAAUCUCUGGAAGACUGAAACAGGUUUCCCUCAAGAAUUUCCCUGUAUUUAGCGCCAUCCAUCAUUCCUUGAAUUCUGACCGGUUUCCCAGUCCCUGCCGAUGAAAAACAUGGUGUUCUCGGGGUGAUGGGAGGUGUUGGGUUUGCGCCAGACAUAGCGUUUUCCUUGAUGGCCAAAAAGCUCAAUUUUAGUCUCAUCUGACCAGAGUACCUUCUUCCAUAUGUUUUGGGAGUCUCCCACAUGCCUUUUGGUGAAGACCAAACGUGUUUGCUUAUUUUUUUCUUUAAGCAAUGGCUUUUUUUCUGGCCACUCUUCCGUAAAGCCCAGCUCUGUGGAGUGUAUGGCUUAAAGUUGUCCUAUGGACAGAUACUCCAAUCUCUGCUGUGGAGCUUUGCAGCUCCUUCAGGGUUAUCUUUGGUCUCUUUGUUGCCUCUCUGAUUAAUGCCCUUCUUGCCUGGUCUGUGAGUUUUGGUGGGCGGCCCUCUCUUGGCAGGUUUGCUGUGGUGCCAAAUUCUUUCAAUUUUUUAUAAUGGAUUUAAUGGUGCUCCGUGGGAUGUUUAUUUUUUUUAUAACCCAACCCUGAUCUGUACUUCUCCACAACUUUGUCCCUGACCUGUUUGGAGAGCUCCUUGGUCUUCAUGGUGCCGCUUGCUUGGUGGUGCCCCUUGCUUAGUGGUGUUGCAGACUCUGGGGCCUUUCAGAACAGGUGUAUAUAUAUAUAUAUAUAUAUAUAUAUAUAUACUGAGAUCAUGUGACACUUAGAUUGCACACAUGUCAACUUUAUUUAACUAAUUAUGUGACUUCUGGAGGUAAUUGGUUGCACCAGAUCUUAUUUAGGGGCUUCAUAGCAAAGGGGGUGAAUACAUAUGCACGCACCACUUUUCCGUUAUUUAUUUUGUGUAAUUUUUUUAAACAAGUAAUUUUUUUCAUUUCACUUCACCAAUUUGGACUAUUUUGUGUAUGUCCAUUACAUGAAAUCCAAAUAAAAAUCCAUUUAAAUUACAGGUUGUAAUGCAACAAAAUAGGAAAAACGCCAAGGGGGAUGAAUACUUUUGCAAGGCACUGUAUCUGUGAUUCUCAUUAGAAGAACACACUGAGCGCACUGAAAAAUGAACUAUUUUCUACAUUCAUAGAUCUAAAAACAACAACCACAAAACCUAUUCUCUUUGAUUCACCCGUCUGUUAAUCUAAUCUCCCACUCCAUCCUUUUUCUGGUCCCCUUCAUCACCUCCUCUCACACCCCCCCCCCCCCCCCCCCCCCCCCCCCCCCACCACCCCCAUCAUCCCUCUCUCCUGUAGGGUGUUUGGUUUUGUGGCCAGGCGGACGGGCAGCACAUCGGAGAACGUGUGUCACCUGUUUGCUGAGAUGGACCCGGAGCAGCCAGCUGUGGCCAUCGUCAACUUUAUCAACAAGGUCAUGCUGGGGCCCCAGCAGCAACGCAGAUGAGCUAGGGUCCCCAGAGCAAGGGCCACAACAGGGGAUAACAGUGUGUGGGUCACAAUGUGAAAAUUGGUGGGUUUGGGUGGGCGAUAAUUGGUGGGUAUGUGUGUCUGCAAAUUGGUCGGUGUGUUUGUGUGUACAAAGUGGUGGGUGUGGGUCUGCAAAUUGGUUUGUGUGUGUGUGUGCAUGUUUGAAGAUAGCUGUCCGCUGAUCCAAGAGAGGAACCGGAUUGAACAGGAAUUAUGUCCAUCUGGACGGUACAUUAGAAAGGUUAGAGAACAUAUUUUGAGGUGAUAGCGUUAAGCUUUUCCUCUACGGUUGAGUGAGUCAAUUAACACCACCUCUGCUGGGUGAGAUUUCUAUUAUAUAUUUUUUGUCCAUUCAGUACUGUUUGCCAUCACCUUUCAUUUAAUCAUAUUGUUUAUUACUAUGUAUGUGUAAUUGUAAAUAGGCAAGCCUUAUAAAAAGCCUAUACAAUGUCAAUGACUACCCAGUUUGCACACAAGCAGAUAUGGAAAAUCACUUUUUAUUGGUCAGUAUUAUGUUACCCAAUUUCUGUAUAGUCAACCUCUUUGACGAGUUGGACAAAACAGCACAGAAGGUGGUUAUACAGUAAAUGUAUGUGUGAGUGUAAUGGAAUGUCAGAAAUGGAAUCGGAUUGGGAGUCAUUUUAUUGCAUUUACAGUUAAACUGGAAUGGCAGCAUAUCCUGGGUCGUGUUCAUUAUGUACGAAACGUACUGAAACAAAGGAUAACCUGGACUUGCUCAUUUUCUGUUGCGAAACCUUUUUUAAAUGUUUUCCCUUGCGUGCCCUAAUGAACAUGACCAUGGUCUUUUUUUUGUUUUUUCUAUCAUGCCAGUACUGAGGUGGUUACAUUGGGCUGACAUGCCAAAGAGAGUAAAAGCAAGUGAUCCCAUGGAGAGCUAUUUGAAGAGUUGAUUAAAUGCUAUAUUGAUACGAUGAACUGUGACGUUUGAAAUCAGUUUAAAUUUACACACAAUAUCCCAAAGCAUAUUUUCCAAACCAUAUAAGAACUUUCCUACACAAUGUUUAUGUACGUUAUGCACUUCAAUGUACCAAUUAAUAACUGUGAGCGUAGCUCACCAUGUCCCAAGUGAUAUGGGUCUUGCAUUGAGAAUCAGAAAAUAAUCGUGUUUUUCCCCCUAAAACGUAUUUUUCAUAUGAUAUCAAAAUAUAUUUCAUACUGUAUGUAAAUGAAAUCAACCUGAGAGUGAACCCUGUAACUUAAAAUGAGUCAUAGCUCAACAUCCUUCAAAGGAUGGGCUACAGCAAGAUAAAUGAAAACCAUGACAGAAAAGAUUGAACUGGAGAUUAUCUUUGGGCAAAAAAAAUAGGAGUUUUAUGAUCUCAUUUUUAUUGGGUUAUAUUGUCAGAUCACAGUAGAUUAGAAAAAAGGUUUCCAUCAACACUUUAGGAGUACGAAUUCCUUUUUUUUCCAAUUUCCAGGGCCUGCAAUUUGCUUUGUAUUAAACCAAACAUGCUGUAUAGCCAUAAAUUCCACUGAAGCCAAAGACAACCAAGCACUCAUAUUUUGUUUUGUAAAGGAAUACUGUAUUAUUGAGGCUUGAUUCUUGUAUACUCGUUUGUGCUGUUUUGUUGUUAUUGAGUGUUUUAUAUGACAAAAACAGUGCAGUAUUUAGAUUAAUUACUUAUUGUUUGUAUUUUUCAUAUGGCGUUUAUGACAGAAAUAAUAUAUUUUCAGUCUCUGAAAAAGUUUAUAACAAAGCAGUGUAAUAAAAACAUUUAUAUUUUUAACAGAAC
Molecule: messenger RNA, 72682 nt
Organism: Coregonus sp. 'balchen'
Lineage: Eukaryota; Metazoa; Chordata; Actinopteri; Salmoniformes; Salmonidae
Source: the annotation of a GenBank genome assembly